AUGAAUGCAAAAUUCGUGCGUUUUCAUGUCGGGGCCGAAUGUUUCGUCCUUAUAACUCGUUUGUUGUGGCUUAAAGGAGUGUUAAAACUUCGUCAGCUGCAGAAGAUCAUUCAGUUCGAGAACGUUUAUGGUUACUAUGGAUUCCAACAUGGCUGCCAGACUCUUGGUUACUCUCUUAGGAUUAAGUUAAGUUUGCUUUGUUAAAAUCUUUUUCGUUUUAAUAGAGGAACAAUUAUUGAUACAGAAGAGGACAUUUACAAGAUGGAUUAAUCACUUUCUUCAAAAGGUAAGGGUUAUUUGGUAAUCCCCUUCCAAUUUGUUAAGCUGAGUUAGAUUUAAGUCAAUUUGAUAAGCAUCAAAUGCAGUUUCAGGAUUGUUAUUUUGUUCAUUAGAUUAUGACAAGACAUCAUUUCGUUAAUUGUGUCAAUAAGUCAAACUCAUUCUGAAGUAAUGAAGUCAGUUGGGAAGUCAGGAAUGGAACCUGCUUUCAGCUUUUCCUCGGUUGUGUCUGAAUUUUCUUUCUGCUAUCUGUUCAGUCAGAGGCAUAUGGACAGACAGUCUGUUUUUCGGUCAGUUGAUAGUCAGUUACUCAUUCAUACUAGUAUCCUGUCUGGUAGUUGUCAGCUUGUUCACUGAUCUGUCAAACAAUCAGUUACUCAUUCAGUCAAUCUAUAGUUGUUCCUUUUGUCUGUUGUUUCCUCCAUUAUUUCUUGUUUUGUGUGUGUGCCACACUUGAAAGAUAUUUCUAAUGUUGUUCUUAACUCUAACAUUCUUCCAUUAUCUUGACAUUGCUGAUUCUAGUAUUUAGUAUUUAUAUGAACCUUCCUGCUUCCCUGUAGCUCAGUUUGUAGAUCAUCUGUUUACAAAGUCACAAAUGAUGCGGGUGUGAUUCCUCAUAGGGUACACAGAUGUUUUCUUUCUCUCUCACCCACAACAAGUAAUUAAUGUCUCUCUUUUUAUGAAUCUUUUGGUUGCUUGUGUGGUGUUUGGCUCUUUCACUUUUAGAAAAGGAGCCAUUUUGUGUACAAACAAGGAUAUAGGAAAUAGGUAUUUUGGUACUUACGGUCGGAAGAUGGGUUAAACAAGCUUAUUUUACUGUUUAAACAGAAUCAAGUAGAUAGGUAUGAACAAUGCGAUCAACAUGUUUCUAUUUACUGUUUUCGACUGGAAAAGUUUUGACUCUGUUUUCAGUCAAUGUUUGGUCUACAUCACACUGUCAACCGACUGUCGGUAAUGUGUUGGUAACCUGUUGGCUGACAGUUGGCCGACAGGUCACUGACAGCCGAAAAAAGGGGAACCAUCGUUCACUCUUACCCAUAUAUCUACAACCACUAGUGAAAGUGAUGCUUCUUAUUCAGUGACUUAUUUGGUGAUAGUCAUCAUGAAAUCAGCUGAUUACUCAGUAACAUCAAUUUUGACACAAUGAGAGACCAACCAAGUCUUCUUAGUAAUAUUAAGAUCCUUGUAUUUUAGACAACUAGUUUUUAGUCAUUCUCUUCUUGUUUGACAGUUUAAUAUCUAGUUUACAUUUGAACUAUCAAAUUCAUUUACUUUCAAAACAGCACAAGCCUCCAUUACAUAUUGAUGAAUUAAUUGAGGAGCUUAAAGAUGGCACAAAGUUACUGGCUCUGUUAGAAGUGUUGUCAGGAGAAAACUUGGUGAGAAUAACAACUGCAAUAGUUAUCUUGUUCCCGUAAGUCUUGAGGAAUGAGCCAAAUAGGUUAUAACCUAGCACAUAAAGGGAUUAAAGGGGCAAGGUUUUUAAAGAGGCUGUGAUGUUGCAUACUUUUAUCAACUGAGUUGAUCAUUGAAUUGGCCACCAUGAAGAGAUUAUAAAGUUAAUCUGAUGUUUGGAAGCAUUAGCCCUGAUUCACUUUGAUGAGGGGCCAACACUUAAGCUCAUGACUCAUUAUUUGUAACCAACAUUUCAACUGAUCUCAGUGUGCAUGUAUGACUGUAAUAUUUGUACUUUCAGCUCAAAGAAAAAGGAAAUAAGAGACCACAUCACCUUGCAAAUGUUGGAGCUGCCUUGAAAUUUUUGACAACCAAAAAUGUAAGCAUAUGUAAUAUAGAGAAGUGAACCUAAAUGUAUCAGUCAUGAAUGUUAACUUUAUUAAAAUGCACUGCUCGUGGUUAUAGGUAAAAAAUAUAGUUAAAAAGGCUUUUAAGUCGUGUAAAGAAGGAGGUUAGGGGAACACUGAUAGGUAAGAUCAAUAAACAUUUUCUCAAGAGGUACAGUACAUUUGUUAGUUAUUAGUUAAUGUUCAUUUUUCUAUGAUGCUGAGGUCAUACAAUUUUUUUGUGGUUUCGGCAGGCAUAUUCUGAGUAGUCUUUACUAACAGAGAUGGUCUUAGUAAUCCAGUGAUUGUGAAAUGAACUCAAAAACCUUUUGCCUAACUUGAAUGUAUGGAUUACAAUCCCCUCUUUCCAUAUGUUCUUUUCAGGGAUUAGAGAAUAGUUAUUCUUACAAGAAUUGUAAUGUAUAGGAACAGAGACAAAUGUGUAAAUUAUGGUGAGAUGUACACAGAUAUGGUUAGAGAACUUACAUAUCAAUUUUUGCAUGUUCUAGGUGAAAAUUGUAAGCAUCCACAGAGAAUCUGUAGUUGAUGGAAACCAAACAUUUGUUCUUCUAUUGAUCUGGGGCAUUAUUAACCAUUAUCAGGUAAGCAAAGUCAUACUCACCCAAGUGGGGAGAGGUUUGGAUUCAACAAGCAUAGUUCAUUUGAAAGAUAAUUGGGUUGUGGCCACCUUCUGUUAAUGACAUCCUGUGUGUGUAAAAUAUUUUCAGACUUAGUGUAUGUCAUGAGGAGGCAGUGUGGCUGAGUGUUGAAGACCCUACUGGUUAGGCUUGUAAUCAGGUGGUCUUUGGGUCUGACAAGUCCUCCACUCACAGGGGGACCAAGCUAUCUAUUAGAAGAUAAUAUUAUAAAGCUUUGUAUGGGGGUUUAGGCUCUGCUGGAACCAAAUAAAUAAUAUAGCAUAUGAACUCCAACUCCUUGGCUGCACUUUGUGUAUUGUCUUUGACUGGUCUGCAUCCUACUAGUUUGGAUUUUUAACCUGGAUGUUCAUUCAUUCAUUCAUUCAUUCAUUCAUUCUUCUGUAUUAUCCUUGAAAACCUUCCUUGGGGGAGUGGUCAAUUAACCUAAUAUCACUCCCAAGAUCUCAUGAGCAAUUCUCCUUACUGCCUGUCAAUACUUAUGAUGUCAGUUUGGAGAAUUUGGUAUUAGAUCAACUUGUAAUCCCUUAGGUGAGUUUUCUUCUUUAUUCUCGACACUUGUGUGCUUGAUGCUGUAUCGAUAAUGUAAGGAGAAAUUCUUUCUUGGUCACUCUUGGGAGUUAAAGGUUUAAGUAUACAUCUCAACAUGACUAUGGCUUGCCAUUCUUAGCAAAGGACCUUUUUUUCUACACAAUUAGUGUUUUUGUCUAUGCAAACUUUUAUUAAUCAACCCGGCAACUCAUUACUAAGAUUAGACAGUAGGUUGUCUGAUAAACAUUUAUAUUGUGUACCAGGUGGAAGGAUUUUAUGCAAACAAAAAGAAGUCUAGGACAAAGAAAUCUCUCCUGGAAUGGUCUCAGAAAGCUAUCCAAAAAGCUACAGGGUAACUUCCAUUUCAUCUUCAUUGUAAUUCAGAGCAAAGAUACUUAUUAAUAUAUUAGAGCAGUUUUCAAAUAAGUAACUAAAGCCAAAGUAAUCACAACUACCAGUCAGGACAAAGGUUACCAGUGUAUAUCUGGUCACCUGAUGAAGACUAGCAGAGUACACUCAUUGCAGUAGUCAUGAAUGCAUUUGAUAGCCUGACUCUAAAUCAAGUGACAUUAAUGAUUUUACAGAUGUUUCAUGUAUUAUGUAACUUCAGUUAUCAUAUCGCCACAGGAUUAGUGAAGCUGUGAAAAACUUUAACACCAGCUGGAAGAAUGGCACGGCAUUCCUGCAGAUUAUUCAUGCAUUUAGGUAAGAUUGUAUCAUGGGGGACUCUGUUAUAUUUUUUUCUAAAUAUGAUAUUUGUAUAGGCAAUCACAUGACUUCAAAUGCAUUUUUGAAUAAAUAAGCACACGUAAAUUUUUCCAAAGACUAACAAAAUUGUAUAAGCCCAUAGGGUGAGUGUAAUUUGUGGUCUUUGAAAAAAUUUACAAGUGCUUAUUUAUUCCAAAUUGCACGAGAAAAAUCAUGUGAUUACGUACUAAUGAUAUACAUGAAAAAAUAUGAGAUAGCUUAUCAUAAUUAUGCAGAAGCAAAGUGCACGCAUCAAGUGCAAAAAUAAUUUAUUCAAACCAUGCGAGUGACAUUGUGCAUUUGGUCAAAACAACUGCAUAUGAUCAAAACAAUAAUAUACAAUGAUAUUUUCACAUCUUUAAGGCACAAAAAGUUCAAAGUCAGGCUAAACAGUUCAAGGAAUUGUUCAGUCAGUUUCUUUGCACUGAAUUAACCCUCUUCUGCAUUGGAUUACCAGAAAACCGCAUUAUCUUAACCAAUCAGAAUUGAAUAAUUUUUUCAUUUAUCUUAUUAGUUUUAAAACAGUGCAAGAAUUGAUCUUUCAAAUGCCUUUUAAUUUCAUAGUUCAAUUUUUUGUAUGCAGUCAAACUGAGGUCAUGAUUUUAUUAAGACAAAGGCUUAACCUCAAAAUUUUUUAAGUUGGCUUGUUUGAACUGAAUACAUAUUUUUCUUGCAGUACUAGCGGUUAGUCUUUUGGAAAAAUUACUGUGUUUAUGAAACGUUUUUUUAACCCUUCACGCCUCUUACAUCAAAAUGCAAGUUCUCCACUUUUCUCUUAUAUUUCCUAUGGUACUUAUAAAGAGAAUUUAUCUAACAAUCAACAGCUUCCUGAGUUUACUAUCAUGUCCUUAAUUGUUAUAACCCUAAUGUUUAAUUUAGUGGUUAUACCGUUGGAAGGAAUUACGUGUUUAUCACUCUUAGGUGUUAAAGGGUUAAAUUGGAGAUGGUUUACGAUGCUGUUCUGUGAAACAACGUGCGGCCAAAAUUUAUCAUACAACCAGCCCUAUCAAUUAAAACUUAUCAGUGAAAUACUAGUUUAGUGAUGUUCCCUUUGGAGAUAUUAGACAUAACUGACAUAAUAGCUGAACCUCAUUAAUGUAUCUCAGUAUUUCACGAAAUUUGAGGUCGAAUCUGCUCUGCCACCUGGCUAUGUGUUCAGACAUUUCACAGCCUCAACAUUAUUCUCCCAGAAUGCACUAGGUAAUGACAAGCACCCCGCGAGCAAAGUGAGUGCAAAGUUUGUUGUUUGUCGCGUGUUUGACGUUUCCGCUGUAUCUUUUAAUGAUCACCUGUUUCAUCCUCCGCCAUUUGGGAAUUAAUUGUUGGUGGGAAUUUCUAGUUUAGUCGUAUUGAUAUUUGAAGGGACUGAAUAAGCACAGGACUCUAAACUGCAUGAACACUUCAAUGAAGUUGCAUAUUCGUGCUGUAUGCUUAUUUUUUCCAAAAUAAAACGAUAAUGAGGACAAAAUGUACGAUUUUUGAGGCAUUUUUGGGCAUAUUUUAGUGAUGGUGACUCGUUAUGUAAAGGAGAUUUAAGUAAUCAGGACAGUCUAAUAUCACUGAGUCAAGACGAACCACUUACUAAAAAUCUUUCCUAUCCUUUUUACAUACAUGACGUUGUGCAGGGUACCUGUCACCUAUCAACCAUAAUACAUGUACCUCAGCGAUAAAAAAAGAGCUUCUUUUUUUAGGGUUCUUUUUUGUUCAAGUCUGGGGUGUAAAUUUUAACACAUCAAGAGAUCAUGUGGAGUAGCCAGAAAGGUUUUCAAUGCGAACAAAAAGCGCUCAUUUUUUUGUGUGUGCGUAUGAAGUAGAUGUAUAUAUGAAAUUUUCAAAUUACGCACAUUUUUAAUGGCACGAAUCGCUCUGCGUAAAGGGGUUUGGAAAUGAAGAUUAAACCUCAUUUAAAUACACUUAUGGAUCUGCAAGUAAAUUAAUUUGCAGGUGGUUUUGUUUUAAUAGAUGAAGUUAUUUAAUUAGUGCCGUGUUUAGAAAACAUGGUUGUUUUCGCAACAUUUCCCUUUUUGUCAAGUGUUACGCUUGAAGCUUUAAACUCGAAAUCUUUCGUUCUAACUGCAACCUGGAAAUGGGCGGUUGUACAAGUUUGGUCAGUUGUUUACGAAGGCGGAUUGGAAAGCGGUAAAUUGGGCUAAAAUUAACAAUUAAAGAAUGCAUUCACACUAGAGGCAUGAGGCUAGUCAAUACCGAUUCUUAGCUUUGGUCGACUGUCUCGAAGUGAAGCAGGCGCCGUGAGAAUUGUUGCUCCUCUUUAGGAGGGUGCUAGCUCUCGUAAAAUCAUCACAACAAGGAUGGUUGUCUCCCUGCUCGCUACAAUUUACCUCAGAGUUUGAUUUUGUUAUAUGAUCAGCAGAAAAAACGUGGUCAGAAACGUAACGUCUUAUGAUAUGCAACAGUGUUCGAACCCUGAACUUUCCAUGUGUAGCAUAGUGUCGUGUCUUUUUGGACUGCCGUACAAUUGUGUGUAUAACUCAUUGAAGUUCUAACUUGCAUAUGCAUUACUGUGGUUUGAAUUUUUAGGCCUGAUUUGGUGGAUAUCGGCUCAAUGCAAGGUCGUAGCGACGUUACAAAUCUGAAGGAAGCGUUCGAUAUGGCUGAGACACAUCUUAAAGUGCCCAAACUUUUGGAUCCAGAAGGUGUGGGAAUAUUCCGUUAACUUACCUAUGGUGAACAGUUUCAAAUAAACUUCGGUAGGGUUAAGUGUGGCCCAGUAAUGGAACGAUUUUUCUGCGCAGUAAAAUAAUUGUCUCUGGGUCCACAACACAGGUGUUUUCUUUUCGUUGAAAACAGUGAAAAAAAACAACAACAAAUUAUGUUCUUCAAGAAAGAUUUCUUAGUAAAAACCUUGCACUAAAUUAGACACAGUCUUCAAACUAAACAAACACCAAAUAGGAUUUAAUCUUGUAAUCGAUAUGAGAGGAAACUUUUCGUAAAUGGUUAUGUUUUGAAAACAGGCUUAAUAUCAACGUUGGUUAUUCGUAGGCUCUUCUGUCAGAUUCACACCUCCAACAGGUUCAAUGGGUCGCGUGACUUUUCGCGUGACUUUCGUGCGACUCUCGUGCGCCUGGUACUGGUUUCGCCUUCCUUCUUUGUUCUCUGAUUGGUCCGAGAGACCAGAUACCGUUUCGAGAAUGAUAAAGUUAAUCAAUAGUUUAAAUUUUGAGUUUUAGGACAUUCUUUCAAGCGUGUGACGUUUUCUUCACAGACCUUACUGUGGAAAAACCUGAUGACAGAUCUGUCAUGACAUAUGUGGCGACACUCUGUGACACUCUUGAGGCACAGAAAACGAAGUCCCCAAAACGACCUGCCUCACCGUCGAAAACCUCACCAAAAAGACCGUCCUCGAGCUCUCCGAGCCCCUCUUCAAAAGGAGUCGGGACUAGAACUCUUAGUCCCGAACCCAGCUCUCCCGGGUCGCCGACAGAGCAAGCCAGAAGGAGCCCCUCUCCGGCAAGAACAAAAUCAACAGGAACAACUUCUCCAACGAAGGGAGGUAACGAAAAGGCAGUUACCUCCUCACCUACCCCUCCCAUAAAAACAAACGAACAGACUAGAAGAAGUUCAUUGCCUCUGAAAUCCAAAGAUCAGAAAACUUCCUCCGCGGGAAACGAAACAGUCCGAGGAAAGCUGACUACACCCAACUUAAGCUCAGCUACCAAGGAAAGCUUUAGAAACGGAACCCCAAGUCCUAAAACGUCUACUGUGGAGGAACCCAUGGACAUCUCUCCCACUAGAGAAACGAAUCCCUCGCCGCCGAAGAGACGCGAAACUCGAUCGCCCAGCCCUUCGCCAACUUCGGCUGCACCGAAAAAGCCUCGGGUAAGCCAUGGGAAACUGUCGGUGGCAUCGGAUCAUGCUGAUAGGUUGAAGAACAAGAGGCAUUCACUCGCUGUGGAAAGCAAGAAGCUGUCUGCAGCCGGCGAUUCCGGCCGCAAGAAGAGGGCAAGCUUUGCCGGGUCGCUCAGUUCGGUGCGUAAGCUCAGCUCAACGGGACCUGCGCCGAUGGAUGUUGAUUCCUCUUCGAGUGAUUUGGAAGAGUCCGAGGUGAGAUCACUUUUUCGAUAUUUUAUUUUUGUUUUACUUGUGCGCCUGAUAGUAGUUCAAUGAAACAAUACGUGAGCGCACCAAUCAUCGGAAAGAACUAGCAAAGAACCAUUAAAAGAGGAAAAAAGAAAGACAAACACACAGACAAACAGACAAGGGUUAAGAAAAGACACUGAAAGAUGUGAGAUUUCGCAAAAAAACAUGCAGUUAUACAAGUUCUGUGUAAUUAAUACUAGGGUCGCGGCGCACAACGACGGUCGGUUGAAUUUUAUCAUAACAAUAACAAAAGCAAUGAUAGUAGCAACAAGGGGAAUAGCCCCGAUUAUUGAAUUGAAUUGGCAGCAAGAGUAAACUACCGCAUCAUACUCACAACACUGAUGAAAAAAAUAUUGAAAAUGAAGAAGUUAAUAGAUAAAUGAAGAUGGGAAAAAACAACAGCGGGCUCAAAAGCAAUCAUGACACCAACCUUUCAGCUGUCGUUUCUCUACCGCUAAAAUUAUGUAAGCGGUUAUUAAGAAUUUUUUUCCUGGUUGUGUAAAAGAGAAUUUUAUGCACACUACAUUUUGAAUUGCAAGCUUCUCCAGUGUAAAAGUUGCCGUUUAAGAUGAAAUUCGCGGCAUAUUCCUAGAGUUCAUCUUUUCCUUCGUUUAAACGUGGUGUAUUAGUUUUCUGUUAGACUUUGGUGCCGUUGAUUUCAAAUCUUUCGUGAAUUAUUUCAUUCCCAUCAUCGUUUCUAUGAUACCACUCAUCACGUCAAAAUAUCCCAGCUCUUAUUAAUAUUUAUGCCUCAAGAAAAUCCUUCGUAAUUAUUGUGUUUAUGCUGAUGAAUAUACAAAAGACAUUCAAAAUGUCUGCCUGCGGUGAGAACAUUUGACGCGAAAUCAGUUCCACAAUUUGUGGCGAUUUGGAGCAGAUUUACAGCCUUCUUUUGCUAGAGAAUGACGAAGUACGUUUUUCUUAGAUAUCUGCUGAUACUACUAAGUGCACACGUUAAAGUUUGUUUUUACAAUUAUUAUAUUAUAGUUAUAUGCCUUGGAGUGUUGGCACAGUACAUAUUAAUUGCGUUAUAAAAUUUAGUAAAUCUUCUUCCAGUCGCGGGAAAUUUCAUUCGAUUGAAUCAGUUAUCGUAAAAGAGAUUAAUUUUAGUGUUUUGGAAUGAGAACUUCCUCGUUAACAUUCCUAAUCGCGGUAGUAAGAAGUCAGAUUCAUCUCAUUGGUGUCCAUUAAAACUUGCGUUAAGCUUAUUUUUAUACAAAUGCUGAGUGCUUUGUUUUGUUUUAAUUAUUUAAAGGCCAAAUUCGUCCAAGAUAGGCAAGAUUAAUUUAGAGGAACUGCUUCAGCUGAACAUUGAAUUGCGGUAUUACGUAGACUGUUAAGUACCUUUAGCUGCACCUGAGUUAGAAAACCAGUUUUAUUUUUAGACGUAAGCUUGUGAUGUCCAUGUUGUGACUGUUUCAGUUCUGUUUUGGUUAUGUUUAUGAUUUAUCAUGGAUGAAGUGGUGUUAACUUGCAAUAGCAGUCUACUUACGAUCUUGCUUUCAAAUGCAAAUACCGUGGAAUAUGCUGUAAGCUUUUCGCACAACUACUGGCAGAGAAUUGCCUUCCUAAAGAUGAGCCCUCCAGUUCGUUAUGUAGCUUUGUGCAAAGACUUAAUCCGUUCAAGACGAAUGUGAAACGUCAGAAGAACAAACUUAACUUUACAUUUGAUUCGGAGAAUAUACUCACUUUUUUCUAACUUCGAUUUUACGGACUAACUGCGGAGAAAAUCUAGCAAAACAACAACUGGUGCGUUCGAAACGUGCGAACUUUUAUAAAGCACCCUAUUCGAAUAUUGAUAUUUUUCUCAAUGAAAAUACGAUGAUUCACGUUCAUUGUUCUCGAUACAUUCCUGAUGGAGUUAUUAUUUCUUACGAACUUCCAUUUAUUCUGAAAUUUAUAUAUCCAGUUGAAUCCUAUUUAGGAUGCAAAUCAGCUAAUCUUUUCUCAGUUUGAGAAACUUGCUGCUUCAAAGCGAUAUCCGUUUUUUUUAUGCUUUUUGUCGAACAAUGUGGUUUACAUUCUAAUUUACAAAGUCCUCCUCACCUCCCAAGGUUCGCAUUUUGUUUUGAUACGGGAAUAUAUAUUAUGUCUGUAUCGAAUCGUUAUUAUGUGUCACGCGUCACAGCACGCGACGAGUCUUAAAAAUCAGGUUCGGAUAUUCUCAUUGUCACGUAAUGUACGAUUGACUAUGCCAUAUUAUUUACGUGACCUAUGUGUUUUGACUGCCAGUUCACUUCGGACAAAGCUUAAGCCUGUACAAUAGUUCGAUGAAGUUACAAGGACAUUUUUUUGUUACAUGUUGAGUAUUUUUUAAUGAUACUCCUCUCUCAUUUGAAACUCUGUCAAUUAACUUAGGAUAGUCGUCGCCAUGGCAAGGAAUAUUCCUUAAACUUGCAUGUUCAUUUAUUAGCUGUUGAUUUAACUUGAAUUUGGAGAGAUGAGUCUCCGCAUGCUAUCGUAAUCAUUUUUUUGUGAUAUUAUUGACUUCAUUCAAAGGCAGUCAGGGUCCCGCUAUACUUCCGGCAAGAAAUGAAGUGUCAUUAAGUGGUGUAACAUGUCUAUUUUUUUUUCUCGGUCUUUCCGUAUCUUUUUAUCUGAUAAAACGUAUUUAAAACGCAUGUUAAAUGUGAAUUUCCAAUGUAGACGUUGCAAUGUUGAGGACAAAACCUUCUGUUUUUCCUUGGCCAAGGUUUGGGAAGAAAACAAUUUUAAGAUCAAAGCGACAUGUAAAAUUUUCAAGCAAAAAAAAUUGUUUCGUUAUAAAGUCAUAUUUUCUUAAAAUUGUGCAUUUGUAGAUAGGCAAAUCAGCGAUAGGCGUCGCUGAUUUAAAAGGGUGUAUUUAUUUCGUUCGAUUUGAAAUGCUGAAACAAUAUUUAAUGUAUAGUUCUCUGGUAAUAGGGUUAAAAGUAUGCCUCAGGCAACAUCCUUGAAUGGUUCAACACUUUAAAAGAUUAACUGAGGAUCUUCUGUCGUCUAUUGAACGUUAUUCUAGAUAUCACUGAGAGAAAAAACAUUUGAGCGACAAAACGUAGAAUUCAUUGAAUUGACAUUUUCGUCUAAGCUCUGUCAGCCGUUCUUUUUUUGUCUUCAAUAAUUUUCUCCGCUAGACAGAUGUUCAGACUUAAGCCUGAUGAAUAUUCAUGUAUCGAGAACAAUAUCAAAACCAAGAUGGCUCCUUCGCCGGGAUAAUGUUGACAUUAGUAUUUGGUUUGCAUUUUAUAUUCAGAGGUGGGUAUUAACUCAUCAGAUAAGGACUCUUGUGUAAGAUAUAUAGGUUUUUAACUGUUUCUGUGAUUGCUUUUCCUCCGACAUAAGGAAAUAGAGAUUUAUCAAAUGGAAAUGGAAAUUCGAAGGUGAGAAUGACAGUAACACAUUAAAAAUUUUGGUAGAAAUGUAAAUUUUAGAGUUCAAUUUUAAUUUAUACAUAGCUUUAAAAGGGUACUUUAUUUCAGUUACCUAUUUUUUAAAAGAAGUCGCGAUUAAUUUCAAAGGCUGGCUCUUUUACCGUAAGAAUAUAUACUGAAGUAUUAAAGGCAUAAUGAAUUUUUGGUUAAAUUUACGAUGCAAAUUAAUCGUCAAUGAAGUGACGAUUGCCUAUCGAGUUUUGACUUUCGUUUCUUGUCUGAAAGAUUGAAAAUAUUUCUGAUUAUUUUAAAGUAAAUAUGGAAGAAAAGCGAGAUGUGAUCAAACACCGUUAAAACAGUUAAACUGUAAGAACCUUCAUCUUGUCGUUUGAAUAUUAAGGUAAGGUAGGACAGACUGAAAAAUAAUUUAACGGGAAACUCAAUUUUAGCGACCUAAUCUUUACACUGUCAUUCUAUUUUAUACGAUUUAUUUUUCCGGGAACAGACUGAAACAAAGCUGCCAUGACCUUAACACAUACAUCGAAAAAACUUUUGAGUAUUUUCUACAAUUUAUGUGCUACAACUUCUUGGAAUAAUUUUUAAUGUGCCAUCAUUUUAUGUGCUGUGGAAGAAGUAAAAUUCUGUACGAGGUAUGGACAUUUUUAUCAACAUCUGUGCCGUGAAGAGGAGUAGCAAAGAGUAAAGAAUGUUUACAUAUGAAGUAAUUUACAAACGAAUUUUAGAGGCUAAUUUUUCGCUUUUUUUUAAUACAUUUUUUAUUACAUCGGCAAAGUCAAAACAAAAAAAUAUAUAUACUCCGCCCAAAUAAUGAAGAUAAAACUAUAUAGCUUCUUAAUUUUAAGAACAGUUGAAUUUGGAGUACUUAGGUUGAGCUUUCAGUAAAAAGUACAUUUAGUUUAAAGCAGGUUAUGAACCGUGGUUCCAGAAGUGACAAAUUCAGAAACGAUAGCAACAACAAUAAACACAAGCAAUAACAUUAACAUUUUUUUUUUAACGUAAGACUGAUAUCGAUACAAAAGCGAGCUGUAAUUUCAUCGUCUGUACCAUUCAUAGUGAAAUGCUGUGUACAAGCUACAUCUGAUUACUCUUCUACACUGAACUGUCAUACUAGUGGCCCAAUAGUAUAAUCUAUAUAUAAUAUACUUACCAAGUUCAGCUUUUGAGAUGCAGCAAAGUAAAUCUUGUCGUAUAGGGGUGUCAUACUUGGAUACCGCACUCUGUUUCUUAAUUGCCCUCUUAGUCCCAAGCAGUGCAGGCUUCAACACUUACUGACGGCCCUUCAGUUUACAGCGUAAGUUAGAUUGCGUUACAUCACGAGGAAAUGAUUCAAAGUCUAAGUGUUUAUUGAUAGCACUCAAGUCUAUCGACGAUUGUAAGUAGCUUGUGCUACAGUUUUGAAAAUCUUAAAAUUCCAGAGAUGUUUCGUUGACGCUUAAUUAGAAUAUGAUCGCUUUCGUGACUAUAUGUGGUGGUUUUGUUUCGGCUUGUUUGCUCAGUUGGUUUGAUUCCCGAUUUCCGCAAUUAUUUCUUUGGCAUUAAAGUUCUCCAGCCAAAAUUUCUCAAAAUCAUCGAAACUGCAAAGGAGGUGGUUACCAAGGAGACAAUGUUGUUUACAUGUGGGUGGACGUCAAGCUGAGCUCUGACUAAGAACGAGGUUUUUUUUCUUACUUUUUCGCAUGCUCUAGAUAACGAGUUAAUUGUAAUUAAGUUUAGUAAUCCAGCUGGUGUGGUUUUGGAGUAGACAUGCUAGUCUCAAGACUGUUAAUGAAACUUUUGUUUGCUGGAGAAAGGUUUAACCACUUAGUUUUGUUUGGCGAAGUUUUUCAUGUUUUGACGUAAACGUUUUUAAGUUCAUGUUUUCUUUAUCUGUUUUAGUCACGAUUCUGCCCUUGAAGUAAACUUAGAAGUGCUUUUCAUAAAACUGUUUUCUAAAUUUGCUUGAAACUUUGUGACUCUAAGAUAAUCUGUGCAGAAAUGCUUCUUAAGUCCCUGUCAAAAUUAAUUUUCUGGAUGAAAGAGCACAAUUUGAUCAGCGGUGAUUUUGACGUAUUGUUUGAUAGAUCGUGUUUUGCGAAUGAAACCGAUACGAUCUCUUUUGUUAGCCUUUGUUUGUUUUCAUUUUCGCCGAUGUACAACACAGCGUACCUCGUGUGCAAGGUACGCACCAUUGUAACCAGUUUUCCAAUUACUUUGGAGGUACUUAAGAACAAUGCAACGGAAUUUAAUCUUCUUAAAGAAUUCCCAGUAGAAAUCUGGCCUGAAAACAACGCUGUGUCAAGGGUAAGGUAGGUUUGAGGUAGCGUCUGUUUUCGUGUCACUAUCAGCAAUCAUCUUUCACGAACAAAGUUCAAGCGCAGCGAUUGAUCGAAGUGAACGUGUAAUUUUUCCUCGCUUGAGUUUAGUAUCAGCCACUCAUGUUAAAACGCAUUAUCAUCAGCGUCUUUGUGCUGUAAAAGGUCUAAAAGCUCUUGAACGUUUAAGAAACAAACGAACAGAAAACGCUCUAGUCAAGGAAAGGAAAAGAUUUCUCCAUGAUUACCUUAUCAGAAGUAUCGCCAUGGUAAGGAGUGUUGUGAGUUUUAUUGUUACACUAGUCUAGUAUUAUAUGUGCUCGUACAAUGGGCUAAACAGUGAACAAUAAGAGGACAUUAGUUAUGCUCAGAAGCCUCGGUAGAGAGCUUCCUACCGCACUGUUGUUUUUCUUAUGUCGUUUAAAUGGCGAAAGGUUUUCUACACUUGCAACGUUUAAGGAAAAUCUUGUUAUUGUGAUAAAAUACGCAUUCUAUCGCACGUGUUUUUUAACACAUCAAGUAAAACUUCUUCCAAUUUCACAUCUUAUAUUUAAAGUUUCCUGAAAUUAGUUUCCUUACUCAACCGAAGCGAUAAGCUCAAGGAAAUACCUCGCGCUUUAAAUCACACAAUUGCGUGACCGCUGAGAGGCAUUAAAGACAUGGAAAUGACUUUAUCGUCACCUUUUGAGAGCAUAUUUUCACCUAAGGAAAUAAAUACCCAAAAAACUCGCUCAAUUUGAACUAUGAAAUUCAAUCCAAAUAAAAGAGGAGAAAAAGGUUUUUUAUUCUUGGGUGUUACGCAAUUUUACACAUUUCUUUAUUAGAAGUGAAAGAAAGCUAGACAUUUAUUUUAAUAGUAGCUGAGAGUCAAGGGUGCUCCGUAAAUUUGGAAUUUUAACUAAAAUUUUUCAUACGAACUGCAUCAAGCAGUAGAUAAAGUUUUAGUGCGGCACGGAACAUCAAAGAACACAGAUAUCGAGGACAACAAGGACAACAAAAACGCUUCCAAUAAAUAAAAAAAAAUCGCUUGUUGGGUUUGCAAUACUGUAAAUUGUCUUUCGCCAGCAAAAUCAGUUACUGAGAGUUAAGGCUACUGUAGGUAUCCUUUUUUUUUAUCUUUUCCCCUUGACAAGAGGUGUACCUAAAUCUUUCAUUGGUAGGAGGUCGGUAUAUUUUCUUAAAAGUGCUCUGUGUUUUUUCUUUUGAUGCUAACGAUAGGUGAUGCAUAUCACUGGAAAAACUGGUUAGGUGUAGCUUCGGAACAUAGAGAGUGGCUUUCAUUAUGAAAACGAAACCAUUUUUCUACUUUACGUUUUCAGGAUGAUGGUGACGAGUUUGAGGUGGAAUGCGAGAAGAGAGACGUUGAGCAUGAAUAUAAGGAGAUCAUAGAUUGGUUAAACGAUGUGGAAAGUCGAGCUUCUCUGAUGGAACAACAAUGGAGCGAGGAAGGCGAAGAAGAUGAAUCCAAAAAGAAACGUAAAGGGGUGAGAUUGAAAUGUUCAUCUGACUCAGCUAGCAGCAUUUAAGUUGACGAUAAUUAGAACAAAACGAGAAAAACAAAACAAAAAGCAAGCAAAAAAGUCCAUGUUGAUAUCGCUCCGUGAUGUUGUCGUUGUUUAGUGUUGAACUGCCAUGCGCAAUUAGCAACAAAUAAGGGGAAAAAGACGCUCAGGGUUGAUUUAGAUGUUAACAGAAACUGCAUGGUUAUCUUAUCUUACCCUCUUACUCUAAAGAUCUCAUUACUAUUUUCCUCUCUGUCUUUCAUACAUUCUUAUAAUUUCAGCUUUGGGAAUUUUAUGCUAGAGCAGCUCAAUCGAGCAAUACCUCCUUGUUGGAAAAUUUUCUUUGUUCUCAUUACCUUACCGGCUGGUAUUGUAUUUCCAUGCCCCUUCCUAUAGUGAAGGGUGAAUCUUCCACUUGCAUUUAGAUGACAUGCUCGAUGCAGUUUUUGCCGAGAUUCUGAUGACAAUCGCCAACAUCCUGUCGGAUCGUAAGUAAAUGGGUGAAGAAGUUAUCAGUGCACCUCUGUCUUACGAAGCAAUCAUCUGAUCAAUUUAAUUCUGACAUCUAUAAGCAUACAUGACUCACGGUUCUGUCUAAUCAAGCUUUUAGUGGCAUACGCUGAGUUGGUAGUCUGUUCAAUGUGGUCCAUCCCCUCCCUCAGCGCAAUUUUUGUUGUCUUUAAAGUUCUUUCUAACAUUUUUGCUCUUAGCUCUGGUUUUCAGGUAACCAACCAUAAUCAUAGAUCAAAUGUUGUCGAUUAUUCGAUUUAUUACACAGUCACACAUAUGUCAAUUUUUCUGUGGGUUUUACGUUGGGUGGCAGUGAAACACAAACUUUGAGGACACGGACAUGUAGAAAACACAAUGAAAUUAUCUCUACGCAUUACAGACAUUUAACAGAACUUAAAUCAAAAUUAAUCAAUUAUCUAUCUGGCGGUUUGAAAUUUAUGGCGUGACGCGUAUGCAAUUGACCGUAUCCCCCUUAUUAGGUUGAUGCAGUCAAAACGUGACGAAUUACAUCAUUUGUGACUACGUGAGCCACAGAGGUCGGCUUUGUCACACUCCAGCGGUAAUUUUACCAAACUGACCGCCCGAAGCUGACCUUUACUGAAAUCUUAACAAAACUAUUCAGGCACAUCAUGAAAAAAAAUGAAUUAAACCGUUCGACAAGAUUUAAAGAUAAGACUAAUGACUAUACAGUACAAUUUGAAAUUUCGUGGGUGAAUAGAAAAGGUCAAUUGAGUGGCAGAUGCCACAAAAACAACUGUCUACCAAAAGUCACAUGACCCUUUUCUAAGCCCCAGCGAAUUGUAUGGAAGACAUUUUCCAUUUAUUUUAUUUCACCCUGGUAAAGGAAAAUAACACUUUUAUAUGUGAUAACCAAUCCGUAGCAUGCAGACAGAAAGAUCAGGGGUUUUUUUCUUUUUUUACAGCUUUCCUUUUGUGAAUAAAUUUGAAAUUCGUAUCAGUCAGCUUGUGUAGGAUUUAAAAUGUGUAGCAUUUCAUGCAUUCAUUCAAGCGUAGUAUCUGUAAUUACUGAUCCGUUUAACAGAGCUAUAAUUACCAAAAACAACGCUUGCCAUUUUCCACCUUAAGCGUCGCUUUUUAAUGUUUUUCUGUUGAGUGAUGUGUCUAAGCAACUGUUAAUCCAUUGUUUAAUUUCAAGCUAUUUUGCUCACACAAUAGGUAAAAACUUAAAAAAACAAUUGCGACUUAUCUUUUCACGUAAUUUGCAUUGAUAAAAUCUUCGACCAUUUAUGCACUAACAUCGAAGAAAACGACAAUGAGCCUGCUGUAAGCUGCCUUUACGACUCAAAAUUACGAUCGUUGUCGUUCAAUGUACGUUUUUCUGGGAACAUUUACUUUUUACGAACAUGGAACUCUGACUUCUGGUUACUGGAUCGCUGCACGUCGCUGUUGUGAUAAUUUGUCAACAAACGCUCUCGAGGUACGUUAAAUAACUCACCUAGUCAACGAGGAACAUUUAAACAACCUACUUAAGCAAGUGAAGAGCGAAGCUCUGUCUUCACUCCACUUGACCAGACAAAUUUCAAAACGUAACGGUAUUCCUACUUAAACACAAACCCGAAUGAAUUUUCUGAAGAGAAAGGCGCUUUACGAAAACGCUCGUCAUGGUAUUAAAAUUUGAAUGUAGUGGAUGUGAAUGUACGGAAUGUUCCAGCGUCUUUUUUUUGUUUUCCUUUUCAAAAAUCUACCUUCGUUACAUAACCAGAGGGCAAUGGCAAACUUAGGACAAAAUUAUCAGUAAAGUUAUACGGGCCACUUGAAGUCGUGACUGCACUUGUUAAUUGAGGGUUAGAUUGAAAUCCAGAGCUCUCUUUCCGCUGAUUGUUUGCUUGCAAAAAAGGCGAAAGAUACCGACAACGAUCACUUUGCCGCUUAAGUUGUUCACCGUAAAACACCGAUUAUACAUAGAUAUUUUGUUGUUAUGGACAUCGUUUCGACUACAAUGCAACGGCAAUCGCUGCAUACAUCGGGGGCAUUGAUGCUGAUCAGGCGAUAGGCUUGUAGCCAAUUUUAUUAUGAUAACCGUUAAUCACUGUGUUAUUUUAACACAAGUUAUAGUCGUCAUACCACGAUUAAAUGUUAACACAGAUUCUCUUAACUGCUUAAUAGCUUGGAAUGUUUGUCACUUACCAAUUUAUCCAAAAGGAAAAACUGGAAAAAGUUCAGGUUAAAUAAGAAAUUUGAAAGAAGUUAUUUAGGGAUUGUUUUUGUGAUAAAUGACGUAAUUCUGCUGGGUCGUUACAUUGGGUCACGCCAAAGAAAUAAUUAGGGGACCAUUAUUUUCUCUUGGUCACGCACACGAAGCCACGCACUUUGGGACACCCAAAUGUGUAAGUGGAGAAAUGAGUCGCGCUACAUUCCCACAUAAUUCUAAUGUCUGUAGAAACCCACUGCUUGACCUUUGUCAGAAAGGCAGUUCGUAUUGAUCCAAGAUUAAAAGUCUAACUUCCGGUACAGUAAUUCCUCUAGAGGAAAAGUGCAUAGUUUGGAGGGAUUUUACAGCAAAGUUCUUAACUUGGAAGGCAUUAUCAUUGAGAAUGUUUUAUUUCUUCAACAGAAACAGAUACAAAUCUUUCGACAGCAAAUUCAGCGCCGCGAGUAUCACAUUAGUCGGAUUGUAGAGAAAAAAUACCCCGAGUUCACCCUCGCUGAAGACAAACUUAAGGUGCUGGUCACAAAGUGGGAAAUAGUCAAACAGAAAGUAACCGUGUUGGAAGAGAGGAUCUGGGAAGUAGGACGUUACGUGAAGAAAGAUGGCAAGCUUGGUAACCUGCUGUUGUGGUUACACGAAGCCGAGGCCCUUCUUAACUAUUAUGAAUCGGACGAGAGCUGGCUUUGCGAGGUUCCCGCAAAAUUUCUACUGAAGCAGCACGAGGUUAGCCUUAAUAGGUGGCUUGAGGGUCUUUCUUUCGUAUAUUUGGAAAAAGAAUAGGACGAUUUUUAUUCGACAGCUUUCUUGAGUGACAUUGAUGACAUUGAUCGUCUGCGAGGUAGUUUUAUCAAAAAUUUGCUUCACUCUUUAAUUACUAAGAGUGACAAGGUUCUAAUUUCUCUUCACAAUCUAUCCCUUGAAUCAAAUGUUUAAGUCACCAGAAUAAAGGAAAUGAUCAGAAACUGACGAAGCUCUCUACGGUUGUACAAAUUCUCCUCGUUAGAACCCAGGAAAUGUAUAGAGAACAGUAUGGAGAAUAUGCCUACUGAUGUUAGGGUGUAAAGGGUUAAGGGCUGGACGAACUGGUAACGGUUGGGACUGGUAACACAUUCAUUGACAUGUCCUGCGUUCACAUUUCGUUUAAGUUCUUGUUCUGAGCAGUAUGGCGAGCUUCCAAGAUGAGACACUAUGCCUUUUUUGUGAUUUCUUGAUGAUAGAAUUCGUGCUCGAGGCUACCAAGUUCACGUAUAGAAUAUACACUCGAAUGCAAAAGCGUUGAGACCCAACGGCAUCAUGGGAAGCUACAUAAUUAGUGGUUCACCUCUCUCACUAUUUACUUUUAAAAAAUAUUUUUCUAUGACGAUCCUUUCUUUCAGGAAAGCUUUGAUAGCUUUCGUGCAAGUUAUGGCAGUUUUCAUGUUUAUUUGACCUUCAAGGCCGUAAGGUCUCACCGUUCAUUGUAAACGCUUUUAAGGUGUCAGUGAUUUUGAAAUCGAGCGUAGACAAUAGCGCUAAAUUUUAAUCCUCCCCUUAAUAGGUGAGGUUUUGCUCAGGGGACCUAGGCCUUAAGGGGUUUUUAACGGAUGUAGAAAUGAUAAGCAAUAAUCUGACUUCCUUGGUGGCUAUUUGUUUGUGAUGAGUAACCGGCCUUGUCUUAUUUGUAUCCAGACUUUCUUCAAGGACUUAGAUGAACACUGCAAGGGCCUGGAUGCCAUUCUUCAAUCUGGCGUCGACGACGAUGUUAUAGUGGACGCAUCUUUACUGAAAGAAGUCGACAUGCGCAUCAAAGCAGUCCAAGAGAAGUCCGCUGACAGGUUGUUGAGGCUCGCUUAUGAGAAAUCCAGGUCGAAAAUCUUAGGACAGCUUGAUGCUGGACGGAAGCAAAUGAACUGUCAACCAAUCAAGUACGCCUCGCAGGGUCACGUGGAGAAGGCUCUGAAAGAAUACACGGUGAGUUAAGGAGAUUACUGCCCCGAAGUUAAGAGACAAAUCCUCCUUACUUCGUUACAUAGUACUCGAUUGUGUUUGUAAGGAGAACUACUUAGAAGUUGUAAGGAUAAUUCCUUCCCAAAAUUACGUUAAAAUUGUUAAGAUGUGGUCUUCACAACAACUAGUCUUUCGAACUAUUUGCUGAUUUUGCCAUGACAGUUUGCUAAAGCGGUAUCUCGCCAGUUGACGUUUUCCAACCCUUUCAAGAUGUGAAAGCUAACUGGUGAAGACACAUUCCAUUGUCUCGAGAGCAUGGUGUCAUAUUCUAAGGGCAUACUGCAUCCUACUUUUGAUAAUUUUCCCAAUUCCCAUGAGCUGUCUGUGCGGAAAGUUAGGGAAUUCAAACCUUAUCACAGACGAGAGUGGAAGAAUUAAUUGACGAUCCCAAAGCUAUCAAAUAAACCACCAUUUUGUCGAAGUUCCUAGGCUUCUCAUGAAAAAAAUCCCCUUUUCUCUCUCUACAGAUGUUUUUUGUCGACAAAAACGUCCUCAAGAAAUGCAAGAAACAUCGGCGAGAUCUUCAUCACACUGCCGAGGCGUACAUGAACAUCCUUCCCGAGUCGCGCACGACGGAAGUCAAAAGCCUUGUAUGGAACGUAGAUCAACAGGUGGAUAAGAUCAUGGAAGAGGCCAGUUCACGACAUAGACACCUUGAAGAUGUGAACAAGAAGUGGAAAACGUUCGAUACGUUGAUUGAGUCUGUUUGCAAAUGGAUGGAGGAUGCUGAAGCGCUAAUCACAAACGGAACUCUCAAAGCUUGUAAGGUGCGUACCUUAUGUAACAUCGUGCGGAAUAGCGAAGUCCUAAGAUUUGUGCAUUAGACUAUUUUCAUGGAAGGUAACAGUUAGAACAGCAGUAGUUAGAACAAGGAACCGAAGGAAAGCGACUUGUUUUGUUCUCAUAGCAUGUAGGUUAAUGACCUGGGUUACUCUAAAGUAGUAUAUUUUAUAGUUUAUGCCUUGCCUCCAAGACUUUUACAUAAAACGAGAGAAUCAGUUCAGGGAAAUCGACUGAAAGCGACGUUAAUUCGCCCUGGUCAUGAAUUUUAAAGCCAACUAUGCGAACAUUUUCAUGGAACUUCUCAUCAUUCUAAACUAUAGGAAUACUUGAAAGAUAUCGAGAAAAUUCAAGCAGACGCGUCAACGGUGCAGGAUUGUAGUAAAACAAUCACAGUGUACUGCCAAGACCGGGUAAAAAUUGAAAUAAACCAGAGGCUCCGUGACAUGGAUCGACGUCUAAACCGGAUCAUCAGACGAAAUUCGCGAAUCAUGAAAUGCGACAAGCGUAACUCUAAACUGGAGCGGUUCGAAGAAACAGUCGACGGGGUGAUGGACUGGAUUUACGACGCCGAGCUUUUUGUGUCUUCUGCUGUAGAGGGGACAUAUGAGGCCGUCAGAGAACGGACUCACAGACUUGAGGUAAUGCUUGUUUUUUGGCUUCUGUUUUGCUCGUAUGUUUGUUUUUUGUUGGGGUGCGAGAGAACCGUGGACAGGCGUUAAAUAAAAUAUACUUUGGAUGUGAAGGUGUCGGCGUGAACCUUUGCCUGGGUUAUCGAUAUGUUCUUGAAAAACUCUCGGCAUAGGGCUAUAGUUGGGUGAAUCUAGAGGUUUUGCUCCAACUAAUUGAAAGAUUUGGGGGUGAACCGGUAAAGGGAGGGGCACCAACUUGUUUUACUACAAGGGACAAACUCGUGCUCUUUAAAUUGUCUUUGAUUUAAAUAUGUAACUGAUAUCUAUAGCUAAAAAGGACAAUGUGUUCCUGCUUUUGGAUACGAAUUUAUCUUCUGAUGUCCAUAAAAUUGAUAACCGCGCGCGGCCAUGAAAUAUCCUCUGUUUCUCAUGGCUUUAGGUGACACAGAGAGAAAUCGGAGAAUGUGAGUCAAAUGUGAACUCGUUAAACAGACUCACUAAAGGCAUACUGAAAGACUUCAAAACAGAUAUGGCUUCUUCCAUUAAUGCAACUCUGUCGAACAUCAACAGAAGAUUUGAUAAAAUUAAAGCUUCAGUUCCCCAUAGGUGAGUUAACAGUGAACCUUCUUUAGUCUUAAUGUGCAAAGUGAAUAUUUUGUUCAGAAUGCACCUCAGCGUCUAUAUUGUGUGAUCGAAGUAAAAACCAUCAAUGUAUAGUACCCCUUGCGUCUUCUGAAACCUUACAUGCUUCUCGAUCGCGCGUAAGUCCACAAAAAUGCGUAUAAAUAUAUUUUUGAGAUUUUGAAAUCUUUUUUGAUGACACUGCAUUCUUCUUCUUCUUCUUCAAAAAAAGUACAUUAAACGAAAAGUUCACAUUUAUGAAAGCUUUUCGUCGUGGUCACAGCAAAUGAAUUUGAAACAUUUAUUUAACUCGGAACAUUGUUUGGUUCUGGGUGUUUUCAGGUAUCACACAUUGAAGCAGAUCCUACCCCAGCUGGAACUCUUUGAAACUGGUUUCGAUGACGAAUUAAAAUGGUUGGAUGAAGCAGUGGUGGCGUUGGAAGCGUAUAAAAAUGUGAGCACUUUGGAGGAAGUCGAAAGAGAACUUGGAAGACACACGGUUGGUGGAGUGCUAAGUCACCUUUAGUCCCAUGUUUAUAGAUCAUAUAGUAUCCGGAAUGAUUCAAGUUCGCUUUUCAAAAUCCAAGCUAAGCUUCUUCAUCCGUAACCAUCCUCGUAGUGAUUCAGUUUGCUUGAGAUUAUCUUGACCUAGUUGGCAAUUUUUAAGGUGAAAUGGAAUUGUACCGUGAAGUAUGAAAAACAAACGGAAAAUCGUGUAAGCGUUACAACAUGGCCGUCACAGGUCAGGGAACGGUUAGAGAAAAACACAAUUCUUCAAGCUCCAAAGAAAGAAAGCCAGACACUAUUGUUUUGAGAGAGCAAAAAUUCUUGUCCUGUGGAAACGUGUUCAAAAUCGGAGGACCAAGAUGCUGAGUGUUAAGCUCGAUCGUUUUGACAAGAAAGAUGUUCUCCUUUUAAUGAACUUUAUACAGCUAUCCAAUCGGGAGAAUCUGAGUUACUGAGUACUGGACCGCGAAAUUUAGAGGUGUCGGGUCUGAUUAUUCGUGGAGGAUUUUUUCACGCUCCAAGCAAAGCGAAUAACCAUAACCUUUUCAUUCUCUUUUUCUUCGGGGCAUUUGAUAACUUGUGUUCCUGGCGACUUUGGAUAAACAACCGAACCCCAUCAUCUUACACUUAAUAUGAAUACAAUUUCUUUUUUUUUUUUCACGUAGGAACUCUUUGAAGACAUUGACCAGCAUAGUAACUAUGUGGAGUCCAGAAACCACCUGUACCUCCAGCUUCGAAACUCUGUGGCCGAAAAUGUUGACUUCUCAAAGCCACAAGAGAAACUUCAUUCCCUCAACACCAAGUGGAAAAUAGUGCAAGGGGGAAGAGAAACACAUUCUCAAAAUCUAGAAGAAUGUUAUAAGCUGUUGAAACAGUUUGAAGAGGACGCCAAAAAAAUGCGGUCGUGGACUCUGGAAGCAGAUUUAUCGAAGGUAAUCCAAGUCCGCCAGGACUUUUAAAGAAAACAAAAUGUAAUUUUCGAAAUGAUAUAUGUGCGGCAAUUAAUGAAAUCGAGGCUAUGAAUAUGAAAAAAGGGUAUCUUUGUUUUUUAUGACUGAAACAGAUUAUUAUAUUUUCUUCCUUAACAGGCAUCACACGACGAGCUAGAAGACGCACAAGCAACAUACGAAGACCUUUUAAAAACACAUGAACAACUCCGAACCAUCAUUCCCAAUGAACAAGUCAAGCGACGUUUGGAGGGUGAAGCUUCCUUUAUCACACAGGAGUGGGGUGAAGUGUACAAUCGCGAGAAAUCGCGGGUGGUAAGAGGCCAUGUUGAGGAGUUACGAUCAUCUUUAGAUAGGAAUAUUCAGGCUCUUGAUAAAGAGUGGGCUGAAGUGAAUGAACAAUUUAGCAGCCAAGGCUACACUGCGGACCUUCAUGAGCGUUACCAGGUAAAUAUUUCCUUUAAGUUAAAUUUUUCGGUGAGAUUAAGUCCAUAAGCUUUUUGGUCUUUUUUGCAAGGAACAAUUCUGGAAGUUUUGCGUGUUUUUAUUCUUACAUAGAACAGUAUUUGGAUAUUCUUUUCAUGUAUAUAUCCUCUUUACGCAAAAAAGUAGUCCCUAGAAGUUUUUGUCUUUACAGUUUUCCUUGAGGAAGAAGCUGCCUUAAAAAAAAAAUUGUCUGAAUAGGGACAUCGCCAAGCAAAUUUUUUUUUGCAAAUGAUAGCUCUGAAAAACGCAACGCAAUCUUAAGAAUGUUCCAACUACACUGUGAAAAAAUUACGAAGAACUUAAUAGGGAGUUGACAUCGAAGCCUUUUUUGGGGGGUAGCGGACUUAUUAGUUCCAGAGUUCAACUUAAACUGUUCACGUAAUUUUUGUAACGCAUUUUCGUCCUUUCAGCGAGUGCUGUCUUCCCCAGAAGCUUUUCGUCGCAUCGAGGAAGACUUCGAUAACCUUCAGGAAACUAAGUCCAAAGUGAAGUCCCCACAAGAAGAGGAACAGUUUGAGGCAAUAAUGCAACAACUUCGAUCUAGCUGGGAAGAUGUGCAGGGCAAGAUCAAAGAACUGCACCCCAGAGUCCAGGUUAUGGCAGAUGCCUACUCUGAAUACAAGGAGAAUCUACGGUUACUGACGGAAUGGGUAGACAAGGUAGAAGAAGCCUGUGAAGCCUUGGAAUGCGUGGAAGAUUAUAGUGAAUUUCAACCUCUCAUGGAGAAAUUUCAGGUUAGUUUAACCCUCAUGGUGGAAAGAAAUGAGAUGAGCAAAUGAAUUUUAUUAGGAAACAUUAGGAAUAGGAAUAUUAGGAAUAAGUCUCAUUAUUUCUUAAUGGAAAAUGAUCUUUAUAAGGUAUAAUGUUACAUCCUAAAAAGUGCGGAAGGCCACGCUCUUUUGUUCUCGUACUGCAGAAUACACAACAGCCCGCAUAAAUUAGGGUCGCGUCAGGCCUGUGUAUUUAUUAAUCAGCUUUACAGUUAAGCAAUAAGCACAAGUCGGUGUUAAUUAGUGUUGAUGUGAGAGCCAUUGACUGCACAUGAGCUCACGCUAUCUGCCCUAAACUUGCAGACUAUGUGAGGCGAUAUUCAAUUAAAAAUCCACCAGUAAUGUCUCGAAACCUUCUAUUUGUUGCACAGUUUUUUCUUUUUUGUCGGAGAAACAGUUUAAGUCGCAAAACUCCUUGAGAAAAAUUCAAUCUGUUGCUUAACUUUCAUUGGAUUGAUAAACUUAUUUCGAGUAUGAUGAUGCGCCAGUAUCGUACAACCAGGGACCGCGCAGAGGGAGGGGCUGGGGGGGCUUUAGCCCCCCCCCCCCACUUUUUUGCUAGAAUAAAAAUAAAUUAAACAAAAAAUAAUUUAACAAAAAAAUUUCCUUCACGCAUUCUUCUUUAGCCCCCCACUCGAAAACUUGCUGCGCGGUCCCUGACAACGACAAAUUCUGCUGUAAAUUCACCUCAGCCCGAAUGGCGACUCAGCACGGCUAUAAGUUUAAUUGCCAGGUUUGGAUUGGUAUUGAUCUCUCCUAACUGCCCAAUUUUUUUAUUUUUAAUUGAAACUGAUGCUUUGUCUUUGUCUCCGCAUCCGUUUGCUUGGUGAUAUGUUGAUACUGAUAGAAGACGUUACAUUUCCUUUGUGUGCGCAGGCUCUCUCGUCUGAAAUUGACGAAAAAAUUCAAUCACUACAAAGACUGAAUGAGCUGUCACAAAAUCUUGGGAGAUCCUCGAAUAAUCAAGGGUUCACCGAUGAGGUUCAAGGCGUUACACGGCGAGUACAAGCUGCGUUACCUACCGUGCGUGACAAAAGUAACAGACUCUCUACCAUGCUCCGGUGCUUUGAACAUCAGCAGUGUACUCAAAAACAUAUCACGUUUCUCAAGGAGGUAAAAAGUCGCCUCGAGGUUGAGUUUUGUGUUGAUGGCGUAGUGGAUGCAGAGAACGAACUUGAGAAUAUUAAGGUGAGGAGUCUGGGUCGUAGAAUGUCACUUCCUCGGGGCUAUUAUGGGACCAGGAAUAAGUAGGAAUAAAGAAAUAACGAUGAGAGGGAAAGUAACUGAAAUAACAAAGUACUGUCGAAUACAUCUCUCUCAUUGUCACGAAUAAUGUCUGUCAUUUCGAAUUUUUGCCUUGAAAAUGUAACUCUCUUGGGUAAAUCUUGACUUGGUGUUGCUAAAUUCGAAUCUCGGGUUGCGCUGCCUGUCUAGCGAUUAGCGCUUUCUUUUAAAGCACACUAGAAGCUCACAGUGUCUCUUGCUAUUUGAAGAUUACACGAUAUGAUCGAGCUAUCAGAGAAACCUGUUGGGUUUACCUGAUGUGAAUAAGCAUUCACUCUGGGAAAAAUUUUAAUGCCUUCAUACCAUGUAUGGUAUGGCUCCGGAAGUUGUGAGCAAAAGAUUUAAUAAACUUUAUCUUCAUGCCGCAGGACAUUAUCAAAUCUUUAGGCUCUCACCAAAUCCAAAUCGAAGAGGAGAUCGCCAAAGGCAAAGAACUCAGUCAAGUGGGUGGCGUUCUGGAUAUGAUGCAGGCAAAUGUGGCUAGGCUGGAAUCUCUCUCAAGAGACGUAUCUCAUGAUUGUCAACAGAGGAACGAGGAAUUGGAGACUGCGUUGAAGAACUGGACCCGCUAUAAUGCGGCUUUGGAGAACUUUAAAGAGGCUCUCGCCAAUGGGGAAGUGGAACUUAUGCGAAGGAAGACAUUGAUUGUCACUGGGAUCGAGACAGUGGAAGAACAGAAGCAAGAAAUUCAGGUAUGAAAAUUUAAAAAAAGAUGAACACGCCACCUCGUAUAAGAGUUUCAACUAAAGUGAGUUACUGGAGAGGAAAAACGAAUAAAAAGCGUUGAUAAGUUGAGGAUACGUGAGACUGCUCCCCGAGUGUGGUGAUCCUGGCCACCGAACAAUUGAGCAGGUGAUGGGAAAUGCACCCGUCAAAAUGGAAAACGUUCGGAUAACUAAACUCUUUUAGAUGUUAUUUAACCGCAGAUUUAUAAGACAACGAUUGUCGAAUUAUUUCUUACACGCCAAAUAGUGCGAAAUCGAGUCACGAACACGUGCGAGGCAAUUACACCAUGUGGAUACGAUUGUAAAGCGCGCACAGUUAGAUGCAACUAUCUCACAUCCAACGAAAACGAUGGGAUGAUUAUUUUUAUUGCACACAUUCUAAAGAAAUUAUUCAACGUUUGCUUAAAAGAGAGAAUGUUUUGUUUAUUCCGAGAAAACGUUCCAUGGUAUUCGAACUCCGAUACAUGAUUAAAAAAGAAAUGAAAUUUCAUUAUGAAAUAGCAUGGCAAAUACAUUAUUCCUUAGCACAUUUUCUCCAGGUCGUGCACGGUAUACUAAACAAGCAAAGCGAAAGAUAGGCACAUAACCAAACAGACAGACUAAAAACAAAAUCUAAAGGUUUUUUUGUUUUGUUUACUAAGUGCCAUCAAACCGCGGCUUGCGUGUCUUCUUAUUUAUCUUGUAGGACUUUCAACGAGAUCUCCAAACUCAAUUAGCGGAAUUCAACUUCAUUUUUCCUCUCGGAACUACGAUCAAAAUGAAAGCCAGUGAGGAUUGCAAAGCGAGAAUCGAGGACCAACUGAACAGCAUUUCAUCACUUAAAAAGUCACUCUUCGACGAAAUAGCAGCUUUUCUUGAAAACCUGGACAACAAAGCCAAACAGUGGGAAGGGUUUCAGGAACAGAUGGACAAAUUUGAGGAGUACAUGGACAAGGUGGAUUCCCGUUUGGAAAGGAGUCGCAAAGACAGCAGAGUGUCACAGGAAUGGCUUGCUCAAGUCAAGGUAGGAGGAGAUCAUGUACCUUCUAAAUCAUGAGGAGCUUCGAAAUUUUUAUUCUGACGGAACUAUGAAGAGGUCACGCGUCAUCACUCUAUGUUACCACAUACAUGUAGUUUAUGAAUACACCUAAAGAAUGGUUAUUAUUUUAGUCAUUUAUUCAUCUUCUUAGCAUCUGCACGUUUCAAUUGAAUGACCUAAAAAAGUCUUUGUUUUUUUUUUUCUUGUUUUCUUUCCUCUUGACAGGGAGUAUCAAAUGAAUUAUUUCAACGUCGGCAAAGUUUCACCGUCUUCCAGGAAGAAGCCCGCAAGCUUUCCGAAGGUGUGAAUGAUGCGGGAACGAUGCACUUCAAAGCAAAGUUGUGCCGUUUGAGAGAGCGAUGGAAUGAACUGUUCGAUAAGGCGAGGAUGUCUGAAAGCAACGCAGAACAGGGUCUGAAGCCACUAAAUGAGUAUCAAAAAGUGUUUGAAGAAUUCACUUCUCGGUUUGAAGAACUGGAAGAGAAACUGGCUUCCCAGGUUCCCUAUUUUGGAAGUUCGGAAGAGGUCGCUACUUUCAUAGAAGGAGAUAAAGUAUGAAGUAAAAGCUAUUUGAAAUGCGUCGAGCGUGUAAAUUUUUACUGAAUGACGAAAAUUAUCCAGAAAACAGACACCACUAAGAUGCUUUUUUAAAACCGAUUGCGACUGGCUCACUUGCGUUCUUUUUGUCAUCUUGCCCCCUUUUGGUUUUCUUAGACAAUUUCCGACCCUGCCGAUAAUUUAGAAUUAUCACGUCGUAAAAUAUCUCUUUUGUUGUUGUUGUUGUUGCUGGUUUUUUUUUUACGGCAUUGAUUUCGUUGAAAUAAGUGGAAAACUAUGGACCAAAGGUUUUCAUGCGGUUCAUAAUCGGCGAAUCUAUUAAUAAUAUGUUCAAUCUUUGUCAAGAGCUUUCACUAUGAGGACUCGAACCCUAACUGCUUCCGAUUCAAGGGUCGAAUGUGCGCUAAUAGUUAUGAGGGUAAGCGUGACCAGGUAUUAAUGUAUCAUAGUAAUGUCCUGAUCCUCCAACCAUUUUUGGUGGCCAUUUGUUUCAGAUACUCCUCGCAGAUCUGCGUGAAUUAAGAGGUGUCCUUGACAACUUAAUCUGGAAAGGUUCCGAGCUUUCGGCCAGCAUGAAAGUCAAGGAUCUUGAUAUCAAAGACACUCUGAAGCAACUAGAAGAGAAAUGGAGCCAGGCCGUGCAAAAUGCCGAGAAAAAGCUUGAAGACUUGGACGACCUCAGAAUGGAGUGGGUGGACAAGGAAGAGAUGCUGGUCAAUAUGGAAUCUUGGGUAGUCCAAGCUGAAGACAAACUGGAGAGUGAAAGAGGAUUGUCGAGUAGGGACGAACAAAGCUUGAGAGAGGCACUAGAAUAUUACGAGGUAAGAUAGUGAAAAGUUCUCACGAGCGUGGGAAUUAAGCUGUAUUAGAGAUUCCAAACCCUUCUUUUCGGCUGCGAUUUUGCGUUUUGCUUGGGACCUCCUUGAUGAGCAAGGGGAUAAACAAGGUUAUUGUGUGACGGAAACUUGCAUAGUACUGUUAGGAUAGAAAAGUGUUUAUAAUUUUGUAACAUUUGGUUCUCUUCAGGUCUGGGCUAAAUGUUCGAAUCAAGCAUGCAAAAUAGUUAGGUACGGUACUUAGUGUUCGAUCACGGAGAGGUGCUUGCAGAAUGAUACUGAGUACUCCCUGAAAAUUGCAAGCGAUCCUAAGUAAUUACGAAGAACGAGGUGUUGAAUGUCACUGUAAAACGUAUAUUUCUUCAGGCCAUAAAACAAGAGAUGGAAACCUGUGAAGGUGACUUCAAGUCAGCCGUUGAAAAUUAUCAAGAGUUGUCAAACACCAGCAAGUACAUGUUUUACAUCCAAGACAGGCUCGUGGACGAGAAGUGUGAUUCAUUGCGAAAAAAAUGGGACACCCUCACAAACGGCAUUCCAGAGAGAGUAGAAUCUCUCAAGGAGGAACUGAGCGAUUGGAGAAGCUUCCAUGAGAAGUUGGACGCAUUUAUAGCUUGGGUCGAGGAAAUGGAGGGGUUUACUAAGAUUGAAAAACCACGUGAUGAGACGGAGGUCAUGCAACAGCUGAAGGGACUGGAGGUAAGUACUGUUCCAUGUGAACAAACUUGCUAUGAGAAAUUUCAGAAGAGUGCUUUUUUAUUCAAUGUCACAUAUUCAAAUCCAAGUAAAGUAAGAAAUACUGUCAAUCAAAACAAACACAAUGACAACAAAUGACCAUGUGGAUCUUUAAGUAAGCGUUAGUGAUUAUGUCUCGAUCGGUUUAAGGUUUGUUUCCGUUGGGUGAAGGUGGCACAAGUUUUGAAGACAGAGAGAAGUAAAAAAAAAUACAAAAAACAGUACACUCCCGAAAUGCUGGAACGCUGAAUUAAAAUUGACUAUAGGUCAAAAUCUUAUCUCGUAUAGUUUUUCUUUUUAAGCAGUUGCAACUAUAGUCACAUCUUAAGAAAAGUUUCAAAAAUAAUCCUGUAUACGUUUCUGUUAUUGCUUAUGUAGUAAGUCAUUGAGAACAAUCUUCGCCUUAUCUUGCCAGGAAUUUCAGUCCAGCUUCAGAAGUCGUCAGGACUCCUUUGAAUCGCUCGUGAAAGAAGGACGCGAAGUGCGACUUCAAGCUAGUAAAGGUGAAGAAGCCGAAAGACUUGGCGAGAAACUCACGAACUUAACCGAUCGUUGGGACGAAAUGUUGAGAUGGGCUGCUGGAAGAUACCAAUUGCUUGUUCUUUCACGUCACUACUUAGAUACGUCUAAGCAUGUGGUGCAAUAUCUGGAAAAGAUCGAGGAGAAGCUAAGUACCGCUAAAGACAUACCUCCCGCAGUGCUGGAAAAAAUAAAGGAAGAGUCAAGAAAAGCAAAGGUGAGACUGAAAUGUUAUUGGUGUUUUAAGUUGGGUCAAGGUAAACUCUGCUAUACAGAAGCUCAAAAUAUCUAUUUGUGGUCCCUCCCUCCUCUUACCCAACGCCUCUUCGUCGACCCUUAACUGACAUGGGUAAAGAUCGUUGGAUCUAUAAACUCUGGCUUUGUGGAAAAUUUCCCUACAAGGGUAGUAUUUUGAGCAGAUGAUAAAAUUUUCUUUUCUCAAUUUGUUAACGUGUGUUUUUCGACUGAUUGAUGCUAGAUGUAGUCACUUCUAUAUGUCUGAGAAAUGAUAGGAGUGACCACCAUUACGCGAACAGCACUUUGUGAAAGGAAGAAAUAUGAAUGAGUUUGCUGUGAUUGAAAGCUAUCUCAGAUUGUGAAGAAAAAUGUGAUUGCAUGAAGCGCCUUGUGGACCUUAAUUCGGCGAACUUGGACAAACCAAAUUAUUUGUUGUUUAAAUGUUCAUGCAGGCCAAGGUUGAUAUUUGGAAGCAGCAAUGUCUUGAUCUGGACGUGGUGGUGAAGGAAGGACAUCUGAUGCUGCAGCAAGAGUCAGGUGAAGCCGUUGCUUUCGACGAGAAGCUCAAUAAUCUCAACAGUGAGUGGCACACAGUCAUACAGGAUGUGGAGGAGAAGAAGAAAAGCAUCGAGAAAACAGCCAAGAAGUGGUGGGACUUUACCAGGAAUAAACUCAAAAUGAUUCGGUGGCUGAAAAAGAAAGAGGGAGACGCGGAGAUACAGAACGCUGCUAGCUAUCGCAUCGAUAGUGCCCAGGAUCAGCUGACUGCUUAUCAGGUAUAACCAAAUGCUUUUUUUUCCGUUACCUCGAGAUUAACAUACAACUUAAACUGCUAAUGCUGAAAACAAAAGUUGCGUAAAGGCACAUUUCAAAAACCUAUUUAGGCCUAAGUUCAGCUAUACUGCUACGUUCAAGUAUUUCCGCUAUAAUACGAGCCGGUUGAUUUUUUCAUUGUUUUCUUCUUAGCGUAGUCGGGGGUUUAAUUUGAUAUGGUUGUCCUUUAUUUUAUUGUUGUUCACAUUGAUACUUAUUGUGUUCUUCUGUCAUUAUGUCGGCCUUUUUUUUUUUUUACUCUUCCUCUGAGGUGCUAUUUGUGUCAUCCUUGAUAUAUUUAUAUUGGUUAGUUGCCCUCCCCCAUCUCCCUCCUCCCCUGCCGCAGUGAGUCACGUUCACCUCUAGUUCAAUUGAUUGUGCAAUAUGAUAUAUAACAUAGCUUGUAAACUCUGCUUCCUUAAGAUUUAGAUGGAAUGUUACUGUUGUCGUAUUUCAGGCCAUUCUUGACCGAUUGAAUGCACAUAAGCGUGACCUAGAAGCACUGAACAAAGCGGCACAGGAUAUGAUGGAGGUCGACGCAGACGGGAACGCAAUGAAGGAGAUCCAGGAGCUGAUCGAGCGAUUUGAAGCUUUGCAAAAAAACAUCACGGAGAGGAGAGAGUUCUUUCAAAGGGUAACAGGAAAAUGGCACAGGUUUGCUCAACAGAAGCACAAGAUGAACGCGUUCUUUAAGAACACGCAAGGGAUUGUUUCAAGGAGGCAAGUUAGGAACGCUGACGAUUGCAAAAAGCAGAUUGAAGAGUGCAAGGUACUGUUAGGCCUUUAACAGGAAAUUUUCUUUUUAUCAUAUGGGUCGUUUUAUGCUAACUUCAAUGAAGAGCAUUGUGAAAGGAUAGCAAGAGUGUAAACAAACAAACAAAAAAAAGUUUGGGGUGUUUCAUUUGAUAAACAUGGAAGGCCCUCAGAAAAUGAAAUGGAAAUACGCCAUAUCGCGUGAUGUCUCAGCGCUGGAACUCUGUUUCGGUCAAUAACUGAGACAAACCACUUGCUCUUUGUUUUGUUGCCUUGAAAUUUCUCUGGCAACUCUUUUGGAAGUAAUAACGACCCUUGUAAGGAGAAAUAAGCUACAAUUGGAUUUUGUGUGUCUGUCUGUCUGUGGUUUCCCUUAAAUAGUAAUUAACAUGAAAGCAAACGUUUCUGUAUGGCUGUGUUAACACAUGCAGUGGAACCCUACCUUUCAUUGCGUUGCCAAGUAUGCUAACUUUACCUGCCUUACAUGGGAAGAAAUGAAUAAAAGGGGGAAGUUUCUCAAAAAACUGGUGCAGCGUCAGUGGGGAAGCAUAACAAGACAUUUUAGUCUCAUGAACUGAGUUUAUUAUGUAAAUUGGCCACCGUGUAUCAGAAAAGUCUGGUGAAGGUGCUGUGCAUAUCUGGAGUUUUGACUCUCUGUUUGCUGCUGUUUUUAAUGUAUUUUUUUUAUGUCGUUUUCUCAGGCUGUGGGACAAGAUUUGGUGGACAACGAGUUGGUUCUGGAAGCCGUGAAUCAGGAAGCAUUUGAAUUACUGGAAGAACUGAAACAAGGACAGGGACUGGUAGAUAUGCAGGGAUUCGAGGAACAGCUCAGAUUGGUGAACGCCAAGUGGAAUGAGGCCAAAGUUAAGGUAGAACAUGAGUAUCGUUCACUUUUUUCGUUUUCAAGAUUUGUUAUCCUUCCCGUGACAAAUAUUUCUCGAUAUCUCUUGAUUUUUCGCCAUGUAUUCCUCAUGGUGGAGUCCCAUAAUUAAGAGAAUAGAGUAACUCUUAAGUAGAAAUAAAUGGUUAUCAGGUACUUACGUUUGCGUGAGAAGUUAACCUCAAAUGUAACGAAGGCAGGUAUAGAUGACCCGCUAGAGGUCCGGUUUUUAGGCUUCGUUAAAAAGUGUUUUAGGAUGUACAUUUUUUAAAUUAAGUUUAAGGGACAGGUGUAGCCAUGUGGCAAAUAGAAAAAAACAAGGAAUGGGUAUUUAUCAUCCCAAUAGGUUGGAGCCAGGCAGCAGGCGUUGGAACAAGUGGCUACUGAAUUCGAAGUUCUGGAGAAAGACACACAGGAACUUCAACAGUGGAUAAUUGACGUCAAGAAGGAACUGGGCACAACCGCUGAUCAAGAGGACCAGAAUCCUGAUGUUGUUAUACGAAGGCGCAAACUUAAGGUUUGUUCAUAGUUAAAGUUGCCGAAACAACGUUGAACACGAUAUUAAAUAUAGCAAUGACCGUUGCUUGAUUUAGCCUUCGAGUAGAAUUGAAUAAUAUUUCAUUCUUCGUUUAUCAUAGGAUUGAUAAUAUUCACCUAUAUUUGUCUUACAAGAGGGAAAGGGGUGCUGAUUUUUAAGUUGCAUGGAUCAGUUUUGGCUCCACCUUAGAAAUUUACCUGGCUCAAAUCAAUGACGAGCUUGUUACAUGAGAAGAUUUAUGGGUAGAAGGCAAAUUUGACGGAACUUGUGGGGAACAAUUGACAAUUGCUUUGCUUAUUUUUUUUAGGAUGAAGUAGCUUCACGCGAGAAACAGCUGAAAAGGCUCAGUCUUCAAGCCUUAAAGAUAGUCGAAGAGUUUUCUGAUAAUGUCGAUGUCGACGUAAGCGAGUCCUUCCAACCCUUCUUUCAAGAAUGGGGCAGUGUACAAGAACUUGCCGGCAUCCCGUUAGACGAGCAACAGAAGGAAACACUAGAAAAACUUAGACGUCCUGCUUCCGUCCCGCCGCAACUCAGUAUCCAAGACGAUAGUGAGGAGGAAUUCCUUCCGGACAAACCCAACAGUGCUCCGUUGCAUAGAUUAGGAAUUCGGAGUUUUUCAUUCGGAAGCGAAAACUCUUUGGAUGUUCGUGAUCGCAAGAGUUCUUAUGAAUGCUCGAUGGACACGCUCUGGAGCUCGAGUAGCACUUUCUCGAUCAACAUAGAAAACAAAGAUGACGAGUUCGAUGAAAACGUUGGAGUCUUCAUCGAGAACGCUCUUCGAGGCAACCAGGUAUUUGUUGGAGGCAGCGAACCGAAUUUGUUAGAUAGUCGCUCGAGAGAAGGCACUUUAUCGGAUCAAGACUAUACUAAGGUGGGAGCUUCAAAAUCAAUGGACCAUUCAUUGGAGGUAGAGGAAUGCUCCAAAGAGAGUAUGGAGACAGUCACUGGUGAAGAGACAUCAAGGCCUGACAGGACAGAGGACGAGAUUAAAUCCCUGCUGGAUGACCUUCUAGAAAGGAUUGUAGAUACUUGUAAGAAACUCUCAGUGUGUGCUUACACGCCCGAUGAUUCUGUGGAUGAAGUUCAGCGAAAACUUCGAGAGGGCAAGGUUUGCUUAAGUUCUUUCUUAUCAAGCAAUCUUUGAUUGAAUGUCAAAAACAGAAAAGAAGAAAAUGGGAUGGCAUUCAUUUAGCCGGACUCGAUUUUUGUGAUGACUUUAGUAAGGCCCACCCUCAUUUUAACCAAUCAAAUAGAAAUCAAAUGUGCUUCAGUCUGGCUACAUCUCCUUUCUUGCAAGGCUACAAUUAAAUUGGUAGAAGAAUAGUUGAAUAUAUCCUUUGUAAAUGUAAAUAUUCGCCGAUUAUGCAAACGGCUUGCAGAGGCAACACAUUCUUUUUCAAAUAAAUGAUUUCUCAAAUAUUCCGUGUUUGUUAUUCUCUUUCUAAAAUCCUCUCAUUUUCCCUAGAUGUUAGAAGACGACUUGCAAAGUCAAAAAGUGGAGCUAGACGACUUAAAGGAGGAUAUGCUCAAGAAGAACUUAGACGUAGCGUCUGUUGACAAAACUUUAGCAGAAGCUGGAGUUAAACUUGAGCAGGCCAUUCUACCCGCCCCAGAAAUGGAUGUGGAAAUAGACGUUGUAGUUGAGCAGUUCACCGGGUACAUUGUUGCCGUGCAGGAGUGGGGUGCGUGGUUUGGUCCUGCUAAGGCCACACUGGAAAAUUGUACAGAACCAUACAAGAACAGGGAGAGUUUGGAGGAUUUAAACGAUCAGUUACAGGUUGGUGCGUCGAAACAGUGGAGCCCAACUUUUUAAGUUCGCCAUUCGAAUUUCCUUUUCAUUGUUCUUGUGUCUAACCCAUCUUCAGUCCUUCUUAGUUUGUUAUUACCCCUUUUUUGUUUCAACUUUAUUCAUGGCUCAAAAAUCUAGUUUAUCUUGUUCCUGGUUAUUGCAUAUCACAAUGAAUUAAGCUGACUAGAAAUAGAGAAUUUUGCCACGACAUAAAAAAUUAUCUGUGUAACUGUCAAGCAGUGAUUAUCUUUUUUUUCGUUGCAAGGUACUUCUGGACGAAAUGGACAAAAACGACCAACUUAUCGGUGAAGUUUACAGCAAGGGCGACACUGUGCUCCAGGUCAUCUCGGGUCAUAGUAAGGCCACCGUGGAAAGCGAGUUGAACCAGUUAGAAGAAGACUGGGCAGCGUUCUGUCAGGACACGUUGUCAAUCAAAGGCGUGAUCGAGGAGACCAUUCAAAUGUGGAACGAGUUUGAAGAGAACAGAGACAAACUGGCCGAGUGGCUGGGAGAAUUGGAGCGAACGCAUACAGGGUUGUUUACUGGACCGGCAAAUCUUGAAGCGCUUAAGGAAAAGUUGGAGGAGAAAGAGGUAAUUAACAUGUGCAUACUUGAUAGUCAGUUAAGGCUAAAAUGUAUUUCGAGUGAUGUAAAUCUAUUUAAAGCACAAUAAUAUUUUAGAGAGUUAAGAUAUCUGUAGAUUAUCCUCUUCUAGACAAAUGUCAAAAAACGGCAUGUCUUUGCAUGUCGAGCCCUGGUUCAAUUUUUAGUAAUGUCAUAUUAUCUAUCACAUGGCUAGUUAAAUCUUAAGUGUCGUUCUAGAAUUCUUCCCUGUACCUUGUAUUGCUGUUGUUAAGAUAGAUCGAUUGACAGCCAAGGAAAAAUAGGAGAUAUCGUUUCGUGAAGUUUAUUUUCGAGAGGCUUUCCCUGGCGCGUGUAUGUUGGGGCAGAAGCCUAUUUGAUAACUACAGUCGAACCCGUAUGAAGUGGUCAUCCACGGGGAAUGGCGCUCAAUACAGGUUGACCGCUUAUUACAGGUUCCACAGAUUAGGGAUAUUACCAAAAAAAUCGAUAACAAUGUCAGUUUAUGCCAUAAUUAAACCACUAAGUGUACAAAUUCUCGCUCUAAAAUACUACUUACUUUGAUUUUGGGAGAAAAACAUGGAUUAAAAACAACGUGAAAGAUUAUUCUUAAUUUUAUUUGAGUAGUCCCACUUUCAAUGACCUUUCAAUACAGGUAAAAGACAAUAAAACAGGCCGUUGGAACUAAGUAAAGUGUGACUGCGACAGUGAUUAAGGGAAAACAAAUUCGGAACUUCGACAACUUACCGUUUAAUACAGAGUGACCGCAUAAUACGGUGCCCCUUCACACAGGCUCGACUAUACUAUUUUACCAAAUAUUUUUUUUCAGAAUUUACGCAAGGAAAUGGACAUCCAAGAACUUGGACUGGACUUCGUGAACGUGAAAGGCCAAGAACUGAGCAAUAAAGUUGAAGAGAAUCAAUCCAUAGAAGCUGAUCUUCAGCAAAUUAACGACAUGUGGAACAACGUGCAAGAGCUGGUUACAGAACGAACCGAAGAUCUCAGAGGUAUGGUAGCCGAGCUGAGUGAAUUUGAAGAGGACCUUGGUCGUCUCGGAGAUGUACUGAACUACACAGAAGUGUGCCUUCAUGAGAGCGAGAGCUCUAAAGUUCCAGGUUACAAUGGACUUCAAAAUCAACUUGCUAAACUGAAGGUAAAUUUACAAUUUUAAUUCUUGACUAAUUGCAGAAGGGUCUAUAUUUAUGAAAUUAAAAAGAAAAAAUUAAAAAGAGAACUAUAAAGCAAUAAUAAAUGCCAGCUGCUUCAUUUUCUCUGAUUUCGACUAUUUUCAUUUUUAAGCAAUCGAAGUUUCUUAUGCUUUUCCAUCUGAAUUUGAUCUGCUGCUUGAAGUAAGAUCAAAGAACGGGGACAUAAUGUUUGAAAAGGCACUUGGCAACUAAUUUCCAAGUUUUCUUUAAAAUGACUGCGCAUACAGUGUAGAAGAGUUUAAAAGUAACCUUAAAAGUAAACUCUGCGUUUUUCUUCAAUCUAGAAGAAAGCGUUUUCUUGAGAAACUAAAAAGUAAAGGGGUGGAUCUCAAAAGAAACUUGGUGCAGCGUCGGUGGGGGAGUGAAAUAAGCUAAUUAGCUUCUAUCAACUGAGUUUAUUCGCUCUGACGAGGGGCUAACGCUUGAAACGUCAGCUUUGAAGCUUUUUACGGUGGCCAAUUUAUAUUAACAACUCAGGUGAUGAAACCGAAUUAUCUUCUCUAAAAAUGUUUUCUUUUCUUAAGAUUUUGCCUUUCGCUUGUUUCUAGGCCGUUGCAAACAGUUUUGAGGGCCACGUGGCACAGUUCUCCGAUGUACACGAGCGAGGCAACCGCCUCAGGGAACGCUGCAACAGCGAGGGAAGGGUGACAAUCGACGGUAAACUUCAGACACUUCAACGCCGCUGGUCAGAUGUAAGGGAAAAGAUCUCCAGCAAAGUUCAGGACGUUGAAGGCGAGAUUUGCGAAUGGUCGAAUUUUACAAAGGAGCUGGAUGAACGGUUAACUGAACUGCGCAACUCAGACAUAAGUCUGGGAGUAGCAGUUAUCAGCACAGCGGAACUCAAAGUGUUAGAGGAGCAACUUGCUUCGGUUAAGGUUUGGCGCCAAAAAAAUUGAUUUUCUCUACCUGUUUCUCGUUGUUUGGUUGUGGUUUUUUUGUUUGUUUUUUCAUUGUUAUGACAAUAUCACGUCUUAGAGAUUAGAUCUCUGUUCACGGUAGUGUGUUGACUUUUUUUACGCGUAGACCCUUUGUGACCAACUUGAACAAACCCAGCCUGAAAUCGGACAACUAUUGACCAAUGGCCGCCUUCUGUUGGACAAGGUCCCGAAUGAAGACCGCGCCUUCCUAGAGAGCCAAUUAAAUGCUCUUGAAGAGUUGCAAGCCAGCGUAAUUCGAAAGUCCUUAACAAAGCAAGAAGAACUUAUAAAGUGUAUCGUUCAGCAACAAGAUUUUCAGACGCAAGUCCAGAGUUGUAUGCAUGUGCUGGAGGAGGUGGAAACAUCUUUGGGAGAGUGGGAGCUUGGGAUAGCUUCUGGACUGGAUGAAAUGAAGGAAAAGUUGUCUCUUUGUGAGGUAGGGAAGUGAACAAACCCUUUUACAGGAAGUGAGCAAGCCCUCUUACAGGAGCUAUAGCAUAUGCUAUAGUGUUUGAAAGUGUUGUUUUAAAAAAGAAAAAAAACUUCUAAUUUUACCUUAGAGGCAUUUUUUCAUUUUGCCGUCUUUUCAUCAAUCGAGGAUAAUUUUGGUGCAAUGAUCAGAGAGAGCGUUUUUUUUUAAGUACCCGUUUGUGUUGAAAGCAAAGUUUCAUCAGAUAAGUAAAAAAUUAUUUUCCCUGCUUUAUUAUUUUUUCAGCCUUUACUUGCGGAAUUGCAGACGCAGAAAGAAUUUGUCAACAAUCUCAGCGACAAGGGAAAGAAAAUCGUUCAAGAUAAUCCUCAAAAGAAACGAGAAACGUUAGAAAAACUGAGAGCUGUUGGCGAUAAGUGGAAAAGGGUCCAUAGGCUGGCCACUGAGAAAAAGGAUUACCUGAUCAAAUGUAUUGCAGAGGUGGAGACAUUCGAGGUGAAAUACAAUGAAUGUAUGGAAGUUCUUGAGAAAUUCUCAAACGAUGCGACGGAAAUGAAUGAUACAGAUAAAGACUUAUCGCACGUCGAGUCUUCGGUAGAUGAAGUGCUUCGCGUUGGACUUCGAAUCUCGUAUCUUCUCCCGGAAAGUGAGCGGGAAAUCUUGGAGGCGCGGCUUGAGAAGCUGCGUGUAACUUGGAAAGAGAUGUGUGGCGUUCGCGAGGAAUCUGCGCGUGUGCAGGAACGUGAAGUCAUAAAGAAGGAGAAGGCUAAAAGUUUAAAUCAAGAAAAUCAAGACUUUUUGCUUGAAGUGAGUGAAUUUAGCUCGUGGCUAAAAGAAGCAGAGAGUACUUUACAGAUAGACAUGUUUUCUGUUCCUGAAGAAGAGCAGAUGGACGUCAUUCGGAAACAGGAGAAGCUGUAUAACGAAAUCCAACAACAUAGUUUGCUUGUGAACGACAUAAUGACCAAAGGCAAAAAGAUAUCUGCUCGAAUGAACGAGGAGGAGAGAGCCAGUAUCAAAAAACAACUUGAAGACCUGUCUUCACGAUGGGACAAAGUUCGAACGCUAUCCGAUUUACAGGGUGAUGAAAUUGAACGGUGCAUCGGAGAACAGACAGAUUAUUACGAACAAUUGGAAACGUGUGUUCUUUGGAUGCAAGAAGCAAGCGCCGCCAUAGCAGCCGACGGAGCUCAUCCUAGUGAUAUAGAGGGUAUUAAGGCCGAGCUGGGGAAGCACAGAGAGCUUUGUCAGGAAUUAACACGCAGAGAAGAAAUGGUGCAGGCGGUAAUGGAAAAAGGAAAGAACCUUUGCGAAAAAAUCCCUCCCGAGGAGAGAGCAGCUGUAAUGGAACAACUGACUCGUGUUAAAGAUGAAUGGUCAAAGCUGCAAUAUGAAUCUAAAGAAAAGGAAAAAGAGUUGAGGCGGUGUCUCGGGGAAACAGUCGAAGAUGUGGAAGAGGAUGAUGAGAAUAUGGUGCAGGAUGUGAAAUCCUUUUGCCGAGAAGUAGGUAAAUGGUCAGAGUGGGUAAAAGCAUUAAUGACUCGCGCCGAAAAUUCAGAGGAAAUGGUGGUGAUGCUUUCCGAAAUAGAAAACCAUUACAAUGAUCUGGAGGCAACCAUCGUUAAAGGAGAAGAAAUGCUGGAUAAAAUGACUGCAACACCAGACAGAGAGCGGCUGGAGACCUUUCUAUUGCAGCUUAAACAGGGCUGGGAGUCUCUAAAAAUGAAGGCCGGAUGCAAGAGAAGUCGACAGGCUAGGUUGGGUAGUGAGCUUGAGAGAAAGAAUGUCUUGUUUGUAGUAACCAUGAGUGAGUUAAAGGGCUGGCUUAUGGAGGCGCGCGAGAGAGCCAAUCAAAUUCAUCCAACGUCAGUUCAAAGUAUUGAGGGGUUGGAAGAAGCUUUGAAAGUCUGUUGCGGAGUGAAGAAUGAAUUUCUUGAAAAGAAAGCCGCGUUUGAAGAACUGAUGUUGACAGGAAAAGAAAUAGCAGCCGAGUGGGAGAGCGAAAAUCUGGGUAAUGAGGAGGUCGUUACAGGCCAGAUGGACGGACUAAAAACGGAAUGGGUAAACUUCCGAGAAAGUAUGGAAAAGCAAGCUAACGUACUUCAAGAUGCUAUUACUCAGGCUCAACAAUUAGAAUCGGAUUUCGGAAAAGCGGAACGGAGUUUGGUGGAUGCCCAGUUCAGGCUGAACAAUAUCUCGAGUGAGGACGAAUUCGAAGCCGUUGAAUCGGAGCUGCAGAGCUUGCAAGGACUUUUAUGUGAUGUUGAAAUGUGCGAAGCCGAAAUUGCAUCUAUUGAGGCAGGGAGCCAGAUGAUGCCUUCAAGCUGUCAAGCAAUACAGGAUGCGUUCAACACCCGCGUUUGCGAAUUGACAGAAAAACUUCUGAACGUCAAGGAGAAUAUCUCAAGAAAGAUUCAGCAAGACCAAGAGACGCUAGACCAGAGAGAGCAGUUAGUGACAGAGUUGCUUGAAUGUAAAGGGUUGAUUAAUAAAGUGGAAAAUUCCGCAAACGAAGAGUUAAAAAUGGAAAACAUACCGUUGUUGGAAGAAGGAGUUGUGUUCACAAAAGAAGCUUUGUCUUCUACAGAGAACGCGUUGGCUUCUGUUCACACCAAAACCGGAGAAGUUCUCAGUAAAUUGAAACCAGCGGAGCAGUCUGCGUUACGAGCAGAAGUGAAUGAUUUGAGGUCACAGUGGGAGUACGUUGGAGAAAAUACCUGUAAAAGGGUCGAGAAUCUUGAAAAGCGUAUUGCAUCUUGUAAAGAUUUUGGCCGAGAGUUGGAAAAUUGCAACGAGUGGAUCGUUAAAGCAACAGACGAAAUUUCGCGGUCAGAGUUUGUUUCCGGCGAUGUUGCCUCUCUGGAAGAGCAUGUUGCAAGUUUGAAGACCAUCAUUGGUGAGAGUAAAUCCUCCGAGAAUGUAGUGAAUGUACUGCUGGCGAAGAGCGACGUGUUUUUAAAAGAUAUCGACGAUAUGGAUAAUGAAAUGUACGAAUCGCAAGUGGCUAAAUUGAAAAGUUCUGUCAAAGAAGUAGAAGAGCGAUCGGCAAUGGAAAUUGCUAAGCUGCAGGAGAGAAUUAACGAAAGUAAAACUUUCCAAGAGGCUUAUCAGGAAUUGGAGUCGUGGGUUGAGAGUGAGUUGAUCGAAACUUGCUCUGAAGAGGUCCAAAGUUCCUCCGUAGAGGAAAGACUGAAAAAACUUGAAUUACGACGACAGUUGGUCUUGUCAAAGGAGAGCGAACUUAAACUUUUACUUGAAAAGGCAGAGAAACUAUUGAACAACGCUGACGAAGCUGAAAACGAAACGUUUCAGUAUCAGUUGUCAAACUUGCAGAGCUCCUAUACAGAGCUAAAAUGCAAGGUGGAUGUCAAUCUGUCCUCACUGCAAGGUGAACAUGAAAAAGGGAAAGAAUUUGAAGCAGAGUUGAGACAGUGCAGAAAUAUCGUGCAGGAAAUUGAAAACACCGUGUUGUCCGAGACGCCAUGUUUUACUGACAUUGAGGAAAUGGAGGCUUACGUUGAAGAACUGAAGAAGAAAUUUGAAGACGCUUUGUCUCAAAGAUCUUUGAUUUUUAGUCUUAGCGAGAAGAAAGAUCAAAUUUCGACAUCAAAAGAUGCCACAGAUGGUUACUCAGAAGUUGUAGAUAAAUGGAAAAUGUCACUCGCUCGCUUCUCAGAAAAGAUAGCGGAUACUGAACGUCGAAUUGCUUUAGAGAAGGAACUUAAUGACAGCUGUGAAGAUGUUAUCAGUUGGAUAGAUAAUGUCGAAAAGGAAAUAUCUUGCGUGUCCGACCAUGCUCCAGAAAAGGAGGAGGUCGUUGAACAAGUUGAGAGACUUAAAAGUUUAAGUAACGAAUGCGCCUCUUAUGAACAGAUGAUGGAAAGCUUACGAGGUAAGGUAGAAAAUUCGCCACUUGAAUCAAACGAGGGUUUUCAAUCAGCACAAGAAGGUCGACUUAGUUCGUUAGAGGCCAGGUUCGAAGAAAUGCACAGGCGUUUGGCGGCAAAGCUCGGAGAUGUAGAACACUGCGUGACUGAUCUUAGUGACGUUACAGAGCAAAUAUCUUCAUGUAAAGAGUGGUUAUUGCAGAAAAAGGAAUUGAUAGCCAAUGAGGAACAAGUUUACGAGCUUGGAAACGUACCGCAGCUAGAAGAAAAGCUUUUCAAAUACCAAAAUCUAAGUAACGAGUCGGCCACAGCACUUGAUGGUAUUACGCAAGCCAAAGUGAAGGUUGGCCAAGGCAUUGGGAAAGUUUCGACUGCAAUAGAAGAUUCGCUAUCGAAAGAACUUAACAGCUUGUGCGACACUUUGACGGGAUUACAUGAGGAGUCGUCCGCCAAGUGCGUGGAAUUGGAGAAGCAUCUAAGAGAAGCAAAGGAAUUUCAAGACAAAGUGACGCAUUAUGAAAAUUGGUUGCACCAAGCAAAUGAUGUCUUGCAAAAGCCAUUAGAGAGUCCAGUGAGUUUGAACACCUUGGCUGAGCAUCUGAAUGAGUUGCGUUAUUUGCAAACUGAUAUGGAUGAUAAACAAGAGGAGUUCCGCAGUUUUCUUGAGAGGAAUAAAGACCUUGUUGCACGUAGCGGAGUUCAAGUCAGGCUGGUAAAAGCAAGUGAGAAGUUUGAAUAUCUUAAUAAAGAACUGCCCCAGCUUCUGAAGGAAACAGAGGCAAAGAUCAACGAAUACACAGAAAGCAAAAAACAAUUAGAGGAAUCGCAAGAAUGGUUAAACAGUGCCGCCCAAAUAGUUGAUUCUGAUAUUAUGUACUCUUUGGACGAUACAAGAGCGGAAAAACAGUAUGCUGAGCUUAAAGAUUUGCUGCUCAAAAUUGAAUCAUUUGAGGCUGUAUUAACCUCGAUGGAAGAGAAAAAAAGUUGUUCGGAUGUUGUUGAAGAGAGAGAUGACAGCAAUCUUCAGGGAAAACUUGAUUCCCUCAGAAAGAAAUGGGAAACACUUAGAGAGGUUGCAGUUGAUAAGGAGGAAACCUUACUGGCAUUUCUUCAAGCGAGAGACAAUUACCAAGCUUGCUCAGAACGUUGUCAGGUAGCUUUGGACGAGUUAAAGAACUUUUCUGUCGAUGGUUGUCAAUAUUCAGCUGAUAAAGACAACUCAAACGUCCAGCUCGAAAAACAGAGACAGCAAGUUAAGAAAUGCCAGGAACUUGAAGAACAGAUUCGUUUAUUAGAAGAGGAAGGUGAUCAUGUGAGCAGCAGGUGCGAGGAACUGAGGGGAGCGUUGCAAGACAAGUUGAAGGAAGUUAAGGAUGAAUGGCAGAAUAUCAGUGCAGAUGCUCGUAUUAGGUAUGAACAACUUGAAUCCUGGAUCUGCGAAGUGGGUGACAUUCAUGGUGAUGUUGACGUUUGUUUAGCUCGCGUUAAAGCGCUGCAUGAAUCGCUUCAGAACUGUGAUUCGGAGGGAACUGAUAUUCAAACUGCAAACGAAAUCCUCGGUCAACUUAAGCAAGCGGCUUCAGAACUUGAAUCAGAGAAGGCAAAUGUGGACAGCCUUGUUGAAAAAUGGGAUGUGCUUUUGACAAGGGUCGAUUCCAGGGAAAAGCCACAGCUGGAGAAUUCGAUUCGGGAGCUUCAAACAGCGAUGAAUGAGGCAGCAAAAUAUUCAAAAGAAAGAGUCCAUCGAGCAGAAGAACGCAUAACUAAUAUCAUCGAGUUAGAUAAAGAAUCAGCUCGCUGUGAAAGCUUGCUAACCAUUUACCAAGCGGCUGUCCCUGUUGAUGUUUCUUGUACAGUGGAAACCUUGGAAGAUCAAAUGGAAAAGCUCAAAAGACUCUAUGGAGACAUGGAGUCACGUGACAAUCACAUGACAGCUUUGCAGGAGAAGGAAGCGAAACUGUUAUCUGACGAAAUCAAUCAAAGCGGUGGCAGUAACCCUGACGCAAAAAUCGGACAUCUGCAGGGAGAUUGGGGCAAGCUCAAGGCCUCAGUAGGAGAAAAGCUACGCGAACUUGAGCGUUUAGCUCAGACAAAGAAAGAUUUCGAAGACGACUACAACACUUGCCAAGAAGGUAUUAAGGAACUUGAAGCUGCAAUCAUAGCAAGGGAUAAUGAUAGAGGAUCUGUGGAGGAACGAGUGGAGAGAAUGCAAGAGCUCUGCUCUAGGAUCAAGUCCUACCGUAACAAGCUUGAUCUUCUUACAGAUAGAUGCGAUGAGCUUCCAAACGUCGCUUAUGAUCAGAAAGAUCUUGAUCCUAGACGAAAGCUGGCUACCGUUGUUAGGAGAUGGGAAGAGGUUAAAGCCGAGGCCUUGGGAAAACUAAACGCUCUAGAGAAAGAGAAGGCCGAGAUACAAAAACUUGCGCAAGAUACCUCGAAUUUGCAAUGUUGGGUGCAGGAUGUGUGUACUUCUUUUAUCCACACAGACCUUCCACCAGUAGUUCAGAUGAACGAAUUAGAAAGCGCUCUUAUGGCUAACACUGAAUUACGUUCAAUUCUGGAGACUAAGUACAAAAUGUUUCAAGAAUUGUUGGCUCAGUGUAGCAAGAUCAAAGGGGAAGGACAGCGUAAAGAGACGGUGCUGACAAAUCUUCAAGAGAUAUCCAGCAGUUUGAAAGGUUUGAAAGAAAAAUUCGCAGACAGGGAUGCUGAGAUUAAAAGCCGCAGUAAGCAACAUGCCAAACUAGUAACAGAUCUAGACCGCACAAGGGACUUGUUGAUGGAAGUAAAAAGCCAAUAUAACCCUGAGUCAGUUGAAAAUCUUGAAAGCGAAAACUGGAUUGAUGAAGGCAUUACAUCACGGAGAGUUGCGUUGGUAAAACUUGAUUCUUGUAAGCUGCUGUUGGUUUCUAUGACCGAUCAAAUUGCUAAAGAAAGCCCAGAGCGAAAAGAAAUCGGCGAAAAUGCGAUAGCAAAAGAUAUACGUGAGUUGACGGAAGAUGUACAUGUAACACAACAGCAGCUUGGUGAAGAAAUAAUACAGCUGGAAAAACUGCAGGACUUUGAUAACGAGUGCAUAGAACAAUUGACACUGUACAAAAACCUUUUAGUGAAGCUUGGUAACAUUGACUUAGACGUCAUUGCCAAAAAAGGCGAGGUUGAGCAGACCGAGGAAGAACUCGUUGUGUGCCAGGCUGUUGAUCAAGAGGUUUCGGAGAGGGAAAGAGAUUACGAAGCACUGAUUGGGAAUGAGGAUGUGGCGUUGAGUUUUGCUCCUCAAGAAAGGAAAGAAGAAAUAAGAACACGAUUUCGUCAGAUGAAUGACACGAGAAUUAGUUUGAAAGAGUUGAUUUCCAAACAAAUCGAUGAAUUACGAAAUCUGGUUGCCGAACAGCAGACCUUGGAAGGCUGGCUUAAAACGGCGGGAAAUUUAGUCGCUGAUGCGGUAAUAGUGCUGGAGGAAAACCAGGGUAGCCAAACUCUUGACAGCUCCCAAAUGUCCGAGAGGUUGGAGACUCUUGCCGCCCACAUUGCCAAGAUUGAUGAAUAUCUCAAAUAUGGCGGAAGCUUUCAAGGUGGGGUUAAGGCACCCGAGGUUGCAAAAGCGAAAGCAAAGAUGUCUGAACUGAAGCAACAGUUAAAAAAUGCCGAUAAUGAUUGCAAGCAUUUUAAGGAAAACUGUGAGCUGUUUGAAAGCGAGGCUAGGGAAGCCGCGGUGACGUUCGAACGAUGUGCCGCUGAACACCAAGUUCCUGUAUCUCUACAAGAGGCUCAAGAAAAACUGGAAAAUUUAAAGGUAAGCAAAUAUCAAAUAAAAUCAAUAGUAAAUAAAAGUUCAAUUUCCCAAUCUAGUUACUGAAACUCCUGCUGAUAGUGAUUUUUAAAAGCGAAGUUUAGGCUUGAUUUUAAGUUAAUUUCCUUUAUAUGAGUAUCACUUCCAAUAGUAGUCUAGUCUAAGAUUUUAAAAAAGAUCUUUAAAGAAGAGUCGGUUUUUCUUUUUUCUUUUUUUUUUUCGAGCUGAGCUGAACUGAGAAAAACGGAGAUUUUUCUUUCUCCUCAUUCCUCUCGUAACACGGCCUCACAGCGCCUCAAACCGCCCUCUGAGCGAGUGAUAUAAGCUAACGCAAUUUCUAUUGCUGUUGCUGAUGAAAUGACAGGACGCGAGAGUUUUCAACGUGAAAAAUAAUCAACCACAUUGUUUGAAUUUCAAAUGAAGUCCACCGCUUCCUCUUUGUUUUCAAAACAAUAGCACAUGCGAUUGAUCAUUUUAUGACUGCGAGUAAACUGCGAAACGACUACCAACCCCAUGGACCGAAGAUAAAGACUUGUUAUCGCCUUUUCAACAUGACUAUGAUCCCCGACAUUUUUUAUUUUAUUUACCUUGAAGGAAAUGCGGUGAGUGAACACGUUUUGUAAUUCCGGUUGACAUUUUGCUUUUGACGAGGACGAUUGUCCAAGGGAAGCAAAACGGUGGCGGUCGUUGCUAUGGCUUGAAAGAUUGUCACAAAAUAUUUGCAUCAUCUUAUCUUCAAUAAACACUUUUUAAGUCGUUCUAAGCAGGGCAAAGAAAAAUUUGAAUAUUGAACGUACUCGGAGGCCUUCUUUAAUGUUAUUACAUGAUCUUGCGUUUACUAAGUCGACGACAACGGUAAAUCAAACUAGGAAACGACGGCGAAUUCGUUAAUUAUUUUUUGUGUUCUUCAGCUGUUUCAGUGGAUUUUGAGAAAACUUAGGACUUUUUUUGCCCUAAGAUAGGGUAAUUAUUUCGUAAAUAUACUUUCCAUGUCGUUGAAGCUAAAAAUUACAAUGAUCCCCAUAGGCAGGUUAGUCAAGUGUUAAAUGAAUCCCGGUUCAUUAUUUCUGCGGUGUCGGAUGUUUUCCCUCAAGUUUUUAUUAUCUUUUUGCCAAUGCCCACUUUAUGACCUUGUCAUAUAACAUCGUUUAAAAUAUUUAAUUUAAAAAUGUUGCCGACUGAAAUUCGGUUGCAGAGAAGAGAGUGUACUGAUGACAUCGUUUCCUUAUUGCGUUUUUCGAUGGCCGUCGUGUCUUCCUUCCCUGUUCCUCCUUCAAGUGUGUUUGUAUUAUGUUUGGUAUGAGAUAUGACCAUUUCAGUGGGAGCGCUGAACGAUCUCGACUGUUCUUUUUAGAAUGGAAGUGAAUUAAUUUUGUGUCAGUGUAGAUUUGGAACUCCUCUGCUAGACAACAGGUUGUACAAUAUUUAUCGGCAAUGUUUACGCUUGUCAAGAGAGAGGUUUUAUUAAGGCCUUGUUUUUUUGUGACGUGCGAGCAGGUACCUACAGUUCACUGCACUCGUCUGAUCUCCAAUUUUGUUUUAAUAAAUGGCGUGGGCAAAGGUUUUGAGAGCUACAGAGACCGCGCCAGAUUAAAAACCUGUGUGUCAUUGGAGACCAAACCCGUUACGGAUACGUUGAAGUAGUCUUAAUUCUAAUAUCAUAUUUAUACGAUAACCUUACAUAAAAACAGGUAGCAAAGAGAAUUUUGGGUUUGCUUUUACUUCUUCUUUCUGUUUUGUAGGCAACGUAGUUUUAAGCUUGUUUUUAUUUCAAGAAACUUUAUUCAAAGUGUCCUUACGUGUCUGGUUUUCGCGUUGCGCACUGAAGGAAAAAUAGACGCACUAGACUGAUUUCUAUUAGCCGCUAUCUGUUUUGUUUUGGUGUACUUUGCUUGGUUGGUUUUGCUGUGCUUUGUUAUAUGGUUUAUUGUGGUUGUUGUGGUCGUCAUUGUUUUGUAUUUUUAUGUCACGCAGUAUUCGUCAUGUCAGGUCACCGUAUGUCCGCUGAACACCGACAGAAAUAACAAACCAUCAAAAACGCUUCCUCUUCUAUUUUUGUAAAAUGUGCAUUGAUAAGGAUUUUUCCUUACCUAUUUCUGUUUUUUAUUGUGUUCCAAGGAGUUACAAAAAGACGUCGAAAACAGACAAAAAUCCUUGAACACACGAGGUGAACAGGUCAGCGGAAAGUUGAAGAAGGUUGAGCAGAAAGAGUUCAUGGACAGACUUCGAACGCUGAACGAAGAAUGGCAGAAAGCGAAAGAUCAGUUGGAUGAACAACGUAAACAUCUCGAAGAUGGAAUAUCCAGCUGUAUGAAGCAUCUUGAUAUGCUGGAGCAAGCAAAGUCAAAAGCGAAAGAAAUUGACGGACUGCUCGAUGAGAUAAACUCUACUACGGAGGCAGACAUAUCAGCUUUAGAGUCGAAAACUCAGGUAAUUUAUACCUCAGAAAUAUAUUAAAAUAAUUUUAUUUAAAUCCUUGUGGCUUAAACAUUAGAAAUACCUCUACUCAAGAACCGUCGACAAUCUGUUGUGAAAGUUAAACAGUAAUCACAGUAGUUUUCCACAAAGAAAUCGUCUCCUUGAAGGAAACUUGGCAAUUAUUUUACAAGAAGGAAAAAUUUACCCAAAAUGAUUGUUUUCUUUGAAACAUUCUCUUGAUCUCGGUGAUCUUCAUUAUCAUUACUCGUUCAUCUUGAAUCAGCGUUUGAUUUUUUUUAAUGGCUAAAUGUCUGUGUAGUUUUCGCCAAAUCGUGUGAGCCUUCAUUAGUUAGCAUAUUCAAAUCCACAAUGUUCCGCCAACCUCCUUGAGGUCAUUUUUCCGGUUUUUAUCGCGAACAUAGCGAAUUUUUCAAUUUUUAUAACCCAUAUGUAACCACUCGAGAAUUCACUCGAGAAUUUUACAUUUACUUCGACCAUAUUCCUUACAAUAUAUGCUGAACGUUGGCGAGGCGACCUUUUUCACCAGGUGAAGUUAGGUUUUGUUUACUCGCUCGUAAAACACAAAAAUUUGCAUUGGAAGCGAAAAAAACCCAUACUCAUUUCGUGCUGAUAUAAAUAUCGUUGUUUGACACAAGCAUUGUUUAAAAUAACAGACCGUGCGACGAAAGAAAGAAAUUUAUUUUAAUACAAGCGUUUGGAAACGUUGAAUACGUUUGAAUUUACUUUAAUAUUAGCGUCUGGAUACUGAUAUUCACAAAAUGUUCUAAAAUAAGAAUUUACUUAUCAUUCGACAACCAACUGCGAAUCUUCCGACACAGUUGAUUGCCCCAGGAUGAAGAAAUGAUAAAUUGCUUCGUUAUUUCCCGUUUUUUUAAUGAUCUCAUUAGCCUACCCUACCCCUUGCCGUGACUGCAUAGAAUUUUUUUUAUUAAUUAAACGAGAUUGGGGCAAUAUCCCGGGAAUAAAAGAUUUUGUACUUUGUGCAUGUCUUAUAAAUCUUCCUGGGUAUUUCUUCUGUAAGUUGUCAUUGAAAGAGUGGUCCUUCAAUUAACUACCUAACACGCGAGAUGUUAAGCAAGUUGGACAGUUUUAAGGCUUCUCUCUAUAAUCGCCGCAUUUACAACAGGAAGAUGGCGAAAUAUGUAACGUCAAUAUUCGGAAGUACAUAUAAACAAAGAGAGCUAAAGUUGUGUCACGAAGAAACGCUAAGCGCAGCAUCCCCGUAAAAAAAAUGCGUCCUUAACGCUUCAAGUUGUACUGAGCGGCAAAAACAUUUACAGUAAUGGACUGGUGUACUGAUCGUGUACUGAUCGUUUACUGAACUGGCCCGUGUACUGAAUUAGAGCUUGAGAGAAACUUGUAUCGAACUGGGUUAAAUUUCAGCUGGAUGUGUGACACAUCCGUCCUUUCUGCUAGUAUCAGUUUCGUCUUAAGCGUGCCACGUGCUCCUUGCAGUGAAAAAGGUUUUCAAGAGUGAAGAACUAUUCCAAAAUAUGAGACUUCAAUAAAGAUUUGACCCCAUCGUUGUCCAUUUUCCUCCACUAAACUACAGGACGUUUCUUAGCGAGCUAAAUCCUUUAAGGAUCAGGAAACGCGAUCUAACCUGCGCCUAAGUUAAAACUGGCUCCGAUCUGCCUCAUUAAAUUACCAGCGGCUGACAUGAGAAAACAUGCUCUACAGUGACUUGCUGAAGUCUUGUUUAGUAUUCUGUAAGAAUGAUAAGUCGCUCGUGCUGGCCCUUUUCGAACUAAGUACAACUGAACAAAUGCUGCUACAUCACCCCGUUGGUGUUGGUGUUGGUGUUAUGUAUUUUAUGUGUGUAGAUAUGUUAUGACUAAUAUUUAUUACACUCUCAACAAUGCAAAUACUUAACGCGGAGCACUUCAUUUAGAAGACUAAAAGAUUAGGAAUGGUCGCUUGGGUCUAAAGCACCUUCAGCUAUGACUAAAGUUCUUCCCAUCAAUGUUAUAUACUUGAAACCAAGAAAUCUUUUGAUUAAUCAGUUAACUAUCUCGGUGAUCUUUAUUGGGAUAUUUUUUCUGCACAUUUAACUGUCAUUUUGCUUUUUUUUUUUUUUUUUUUUUUUUGGAGGGGAGGGAGGAGGGGGGCCUUAGGACAUUUAUGGGGGUUAUCUUGGGUUUAAUUAUUCCCUGCUACUUUUUUAAGAUAUCCACUUUUUUUUCCUUUUCUGUAAGUUUGUGACAAUCUGUUUAUGAAUGAACACCAUUUGCUUUUUUUUUUUUUUUUUUUUUUUUUUUCAGAAUCUCUAAUUGUAAAUAUGAGUUUUUUUUCCCUCUAGGAUUUAAGAGGGAAACUAGAGAUUUUUGAAUCCCUUAUGGGAAGCAUGACAGAUGUUGCCUCAACAAUACCAUGGAAGGAGUCGAUUGAUCAAGAGUCCGCUGUGGUUAGUUUUGAAGCACUCCGGAACGACGCCAGAAAGAAACAACAAGAACUGCAUGAGACUAUUUCGUUUCACAAACAGUACCGCGAGGCAGUAGUUAAAGCAAAUGAUUGUCUGCGUGAAAUAGAAGAGAAGCUCGAGGAUGAAACGCGAAACAGAUCCGACUUUGAGGUAAAAUCUCGAUUGUGUGGUAUUUUUCCUCUGGAAAGUAUCUCAUAAUGUUAUGACCUACGCCGUUGAUGCUUGAUAUUUUAGCCUCGCUCAUUUAUGAGCCCUUUAGUGCGGGUUAAAAUUUACUCCAGCAAGAACCCUUUUCAGGCUAAGAAAAUUAUACUGCGAAAAUAAAUCAGUACCGUUCCGUGGUUUGUUUGUCCUUCAGCUCAAUUCUGUUUUCAUAGACAUUGCUGUUAUUGUUGCGCUCAAAGUUCAAGUUGAUGAAGUUGUUAAUAUGUCACUUAAAACUUCGGCGAAACCCUGCCAAGAAGAAAAAUUCGUCGUUACUAAUGUAUGCAUGCUAAACACGCAUAAGAUUAUGCGAAGGAUGUAGCUUUAGAAUUACUUCAAGUAUUCUUUGUCUGACCGUUGCGUCCAGGAAUGCCGGCAACAGUUAGAUGAUGUCGCUCCCCUACUUCAGACAGCGAGAGAAAAAGCCAAAGUUCUCACCAUGAUGGAACCGUAUGGAUCGCAGGGAAGAGAUGAGGUACAGUUUAAAGUCGACGAGUUAGCUGAGAUAUGGGAGGCAUUGCAGACAAAACUCCAGUACAAAAUAGCGGAAACAGAGCAGUGUCAAGCAGUAAAUGCUCUAAAUGACGAGAUGGAGACAGUUGCCAGAAGGUUAGACGAAUUGGCAGCGUCAACAGAAGACCUAACAACAUCCAGUUAUGAUUGCACAAGAGUUUUAGAGCAAAGGGAGAAUUAUGAGGUAAGAGCUGGAAUGUUCAGUUUCAACCCUUUGUGAGAGGGGAAUUUUUUAAGAAACUUUCUUUCCUUUGAAAAUGCUUCACUUGAAAUUUGCUGUAAGUGAAUCAUUUGGGAAACACUCGAUGUACUUAGGAUGGCCACGAUACCCAGCUUCCAGAUCGCAUUAGAAAUGAAUAAACAGAACCCUCGGGAAGAGUGCUUUUCCAAGCGCAAGGAAUAGUCAGAACUCAUUAAGUUAAUCCACUUUUAGUCCAUCAGCAAAGAAGUUUCUGAUCUUCAUGGUUCAGUCGAAGACCUGGAUAGCAGGUGUCAACAACUUAUGAACUCCGUUCCCCUGAAAGAAAGCGAGGAGCUUGGAGAACAGCUUGUCACGCUUAAAGCCAAAUGCGAACAUCUUGAAGAUCACGUGGCCGAGAAAGAGGAGGAGUUUGAAGAGACACUUUGGAAGUGGCAGGAAUUCCAGAGCGACAUGGACACAUGCUUUUGCAAUUUGGCCAUGAUCGAAAAGUCUUUGGAUUUCCAGUCCAUUGAUGAUGGAGAAUUGGAGGAUCGAAGAGAGACACAUCAGGUUAGGACGAGCUUUGAUCGCGUUAGAACCAGUCAAGGCCUUAGUAAAAAGGUUCCAAGCGCGGGAAAACUUCAGAGCCUUACCUAACAAUGCUCAUUGUGUCCAAUCGUGAAAACGUCAUUCAGCAAUUUUUUUGCGGUUCGACUUGCAAGGUUUGACUGCCGAGAGAACCUUGAAAGCGAGGGGAAAGGUGCUUGGCUGAUCAUGCUAUUAGCGAAAUAUUAUCAUUUUGCAAUAUUGUCAGGUCUCACAACUUUUAAAUGCCGAUACACCGGCGAGCCGUGUGGAAGGGUUUUAUUGAUUUAGCUUGAAAAGGGAUCGUUUUCUUGUGUUAUCGGUCGUAGAGCUUAAUUAUACAUUGAUAACUUCUUCUUACAUUUUUCGCAUAGCUUGUUUGUAUUUGAUGAUCUAAAGAACGACUAUUGUAAAUAUUCAUCUCUGUUUUUGUGCGUCCUCUCAUGGUAAAACUUCGCUUUCUUGCCUUUUGCACAUCAUAUUUUCAGAUGCUCUCAGACAAUUUGGACUUCCAGGAGUCUAUUCUUCUUGAAAUCAAAGACAGAGCAAGUGACGUCUUAGAGCUUUUCCCUCUCGCAGACGUCGAUAAAGCUAAAGUCAAAUUGAUUUCCCUUGAUCAGCGGUUUCUUCUUGUGAAAGAACGCCUUCAGAGAAGACAAGAGGAGAUGCUGAAGUCUUCCGUCGACUGGCACGAGUUUGAGUGCGGGCUCAAGAGCUGUUUGGAAUGGGCACUAAGGGCAGAAGAUCGCUUAUCGGGCGAGUUAAAUUUGCUUGAAAGCGAGGUUGAUGUUGAAAGGCUCAAGGUUAGUGAAGUAGGGUCUUUCGUUACGUACUCUAAACUAUGCAAAGCUAAGUUCUCGACUAAACCAAGAGAAGGGAGAGAGGCCAGAUUGUUUUAAAUUUUAGAGUUUCCCAAGUUGUGUUUUACAUCAGUAAGUUGGCUUCGCGGCGGUAUUUUAAUACAUAAUUUUCCAAGCGAAUACAAGCCAGAACAAAUAAAUUAAUUUUAAAAAAAAUAGAAAAAAAAAAACCAAUUAAAAGUUUCUCAAAUCUCACACACGCAUACCUUUAAUAGACCACCUUUCCUGAAGUCUUAUUGUGACCACUUAUGUAAGUGAAAUUUAAAUAACGUUAGUUGGCGAGGUAUUUUUUCGCGCCUCUCUUUAAUCCCAAGCAAGUAUUUACGCUCUCCUCAGACCCUAUCUUACAACGCGCUGACGUUUUUUCUUUCAAGUCACGAACAAAGCAACCUUUGUACAAAGUAUUCGAAAAAGACUGUGGUUAUGGGUCACUAUUUACAGAGUUCAGCGCGCAGAAAUCCGCGCUUGUUAUUUAAAGUGUGAUUAAUGGCCCUACUUUCGACGUAGUAGAGUAUUUCGACAAGUAUUGCAUAAAUUACCGCGUUAAAGCAAACACAAGCAGGUGUCUCAAUUCAUAUCCCUAUGGCGGUACUGAUGCAUUUAUUUUUCUUAUGAAGUCUUUAAAUUCACCCAUUUUCCUCGAAUUCUGAGUUACCAGAGUUUUUCCCUCGCCGUAACAGGUACAAUAAUGCGUGAAUUAUCAGUUAGAAGUGAUAUCGAUAAAAUUGUCUCUCUCUCAGCCAAAAGGAAAGUCUAGAGAAUAUAAGCUGUCUUGAUCUUUGAAAACAAUUUCUUCCAUUUUCUCUUUGAGAAAUGCAUUGCUGGAAUACUAGAUGUAAUGAGAUUUUUCCUGUGAAUAAACUCACAGUUACUAUUUAGCAUAUUGAUCGCCCUGUAUGGGGUUAAAUAAAUCUUUCUUUACCUUUCACCGCAGCUCUAAAAUGAACUUUUUAUCAAUUUUGAUUGUUCAUUUCACCUUUCAAGGUCGUUUUGGUGAUAUUUUUUGUCUCAAACACUGAGCCUGGAAAUUUCUUUUGAACACGCCGGUAUUAGGUGAUAUCUGAAGAAGAAUUGCAUUUAUUAAUUUAAGUCACACAAUUUGUGAAUCGCACCGACUAAUAUUAAAUUCACUGAAAGCGCAAAUCGAGGCUAAAUCGGCAUAUUUACGCCUCUUUAGGUAAGUUUGAUGUUGUGAGUGUACUAAGUUGUUGAUUUUCUUCAUUUCAAUGGUGAAUUCUGACUUGUGAAAAUAUCUUCUUUAUUUUAUAUUUCAAAGCGCUUUUGGCGCGCCACGUUGCCUACGAGAAUCGCGAAGCUUGAAUUAAUUAACGUAUUGCGUUGGUUAAUGUAUGCGGAUGAGUGUUAGCCAUGUUUUCCUGGUUGUACAACAGCCAUUUUAACUUCUUUGCUGUCGAAAAUAUGGUUUCUUAGCAGCAGAAUUGACUUUAGACUGGUGGAGUAUCAAAUCUUUUAUGGCUCAUCGCGGUUUAUUGCUUUUGAAACGGCGAUCUCAAUUUUUGGUCGAUUACUAACAACAGUGGCUGGCCGAGCUUUAAACAGAAUGGAAUACUAUAUAGUUAGAUCCUGCAGAUCUUUUAGGACAAGAAAACGUGAACGAUGAAGGCGACAGUGGCUACCUGAGAAAUCUCAUGGCGAGCAACAGUUCAGAUUUGUACUUGCACUAUUUUUAUUUUCAGGCGUUUAGCGAUGAAUUGGAUGUGCGGCAGGGUGAUUUCGAGAGCAUUCGCAGCCAAGGCGACCGAUUGGUUUGCCAGCUCAGCGAUCAGUCCGAACGAGAGGUGCUUCAAAAGCAGAUGGAUGACAUUUCGGAUCGACUGGAUCGUAUCCAGAAUCUGGUAAAUGACAGAGGACAGAGAAUCGGCGAGAGAAGUCAUUACGGAGUGGUAGAAUUUGAAGAGUCGUUGAGGGUUUGCUACGAUAGAAUUGACCAGUUUAAAAGCAAGUUGCGGGAAAUGGAGAAUUUGGAAUCGAACAACGAAGGGAAAAAUAAGUCACAGGUGGGUCAGUUAAAGGUAAACCACAGGUUUAAGUUUUGUUUCGAUAUUUUUCGAGUCAUUAUUUAUCACACCGCAAACCCUGUUUGCUGUAAACUGAUCCGAAAUAAGGAGAGGGAAGCAGCUGCGAAUAAUUUGGUGAAAUUAAUAUGAGAAAGAUUGAGUCUUAUGAUAUGCAUGAUGUGCGUACACACCGACGGAAUAGAUUGUUUGAAAAACAACAUUUUUUUUCGUUAAAGCGGUAUCCUUGCUUCGCCCUUCAAAUUAUUUAAAGCGAUCUAAUGGGCGCUACAGGCUCAAUAUGGGAAAGUCGUAUGUUACUGAAGACGAAUCGAUUAAUUAUGAGACCAUGCUGCGAGAUAACCGUCGCAAUGGUUGAAAUCAGAGAACUCAAAACAUUCACGCACUUACUUCUCGCUUUUGCGUCUUUAACCGCAAUUGUUCUCUCGACCAAAGCCUUAUUUUCUUUAUUAUCUUUUCAUUCUCUUCUUAGUAAUGACUAAGAUUAACAGAACUUGCCUGACACGCUUCAUUGAAGCGAAUUUAAAUACAUUGUCACGCUCUGAGCCUUUGAGAACUCGUUAGGAACAAAAUCCUUUUCCUGCAUAGAGGGCGAAUAUUUGUUUAUUAUUUAAUAGGUGUAUACUUCUUUUGUUUCCAUGUGAAUCGCUAGGAGCUCAAAUGGAAUUAAUCUCUUUUUUUGCUUUCAAUUAUUUUUUUUCUGUUUGUUGUCAAAAUCACGCUCAAUAUGCUCUCGAAGUGUCCUCCUCAUCAAGUGAAAAUGUCUUCUCGACAAUUCUCUUUCCCGAUCAUCAGCAAGUUAAAGCUGAGUACGUUUAUUUUUCGAUGGAACAGUUGCUUGAAAUCUCCAAUGCGAUGAGAUUUGACUACUCUUUAUAUCUCCUUUUUUAUUUACCGUUUGGGAUUUAUUACAGUUGUUUAAAGGAAAAGGUAAUUAAGCACAGUCUAUAAAACCAGAACCAGAAUACCUUAAUCGACUUGAAACAGUCAUGCCUGCUGCACGAGGACUGGACUCUGAUUUUGUUUUACUUCAUUUUGCUAGUUAUAGAAUUGAUUGAAUUUAUAAAAAAUGUCAUUUACAACAAAAAAAUCUUCAAGAAAAUGGAAAUACUUUUUGUGCAAUUUUUUAAUAAUUUAACUUCCUGAUUUUUUAAAAUUUUUUUUAAUGGAUUCUUUGUCAAAUCUCUACAAUAUUCUCUUCGGAGAGAUAACACAUCCGCCUUUUUUUAAGUUAGCUCCAAAGACCGAGACACCGCUUAAGAUGAAAGUUCCUACCGAAACUAUCUCUGUUAUGAGACUCACGAAUUCAGACUCGUUUGACUUAAAUUGCGUGGCGUCGUGUAGCUUUGAAUUCAGCACAUACGGAGCAGUUUUGUCUCCGUCGACAGUGACUAUUCUCCUCUUAUGUCAGCCGCUAAACCUAGCAGUAAUAAUUAUACUUAAACAUGGUCAGCAUAACAGAUAAAGUGCAAGGUAGAAUAUUUUAAGUAAAACCGUGAAACACAGCUUUCCUGUCUUCUGAUAGGCGGUAUUUUGGUGUGAUAUGAAGUAGCGGUCCUAAAUUGGAUCACCACUGUGUAAAAGGUUCUUACUGUUAUGUUGAAGUACGUUCUGCAGUGCGCAUGACUUGCUUUUGGCUUUUAUCGAAUAUGAGCAUGCGUAAAGAGCAAGCAACCUUAAUACACCAGUUUGUUUCUCAGAAUAGGGCAGCUUGUGACGAAAGUUUGGCAAUGAAAUGUAAUGGUGCAACAAACAAACGGCCGUUCGUAUUAAAUUUUGACGACUUCCCCAAUACAGGUCUAGUUUAUAAAAUAUCAGGUGAAUCAGUCUGAUAUGAAACCGCACAAACCAGAGGGUUUGGCAUUUUUUUCCAUGUCUCCCAUGGGAAAGGCGUACACAGCAAAUAAUGCUCAAGAGAAUUUCUAUGCCUCUCUAAACAAUUUCCUACCACAACCAAAUAACGAGUUUUGGUUGACAAUUGAUCAUCUCUGUCUGCUGAAGAAAUAACCUUGGGUGACAGUAAUAACAGGAAGAUUAGGGGUAUUAUGCGAAGGUGAAUAUCACAAUUUAUUUAGCCAUAGAUACGAUUAAGCAGUCCCUAGUAAUUUUACAGUUGUUGAUGUUUGGUAAACAUAAGUGAAAAAGUACGGUACUUUAUUUAUUUUUUACGUCCCUGUGUCAUAUGAAUUGACACAACUCGGUUUACAUUCCUACAAAUUUUUUAAUUUACCUAUGGAGGAUUAAAAUUUAAUUAAAGACAAACAACAUUUGAAAUUGCCCUCAGAAGAUUAGUUUGUACGGAUUGUGUAGAAUCGUCGUCUGAUUCAUUGAGUUAAACGUGCUAUUAUAUCUCGAUCUUGUUGCUUUGUUAUUUAUACCAAUGUUUUACUUUUGGUACAAAAUGAGAUCGAAGUGCGUCCCACGACUGGCAGUUAGAAAUGCAACAAACCAAUUUUUCUUCUUUAGAUAUUAUACUUGCGUAAUAUUUUGAAUUUCAUAGUCACUAUACUAUUAUUCUUGGAUUGUUAUGUUUAUAGGAUCUUCAUUCAGAGGUUGAAUUCCUCCAAAGUAUGGCAAGAAAUAUACACGAACAAGGCCAAGCAUUACUCUCAGAAAUAACCGACGUAGAAAAAGACGCUGUGAUAGAAAAGCUGGAAAGAUUACAACGAGACAUUGUUGCUCUUGGAGAGAUUCCUGUUCUGUCGGUGUCUCAGCCUGGUUACGGAGAACCCCCAGGGGGUGAGGGUGCGUCAUCUCUCGUUGGUCCGAUGAAUGUGCAUGACAUGGCAGAAAAUGGAGAUUCUGAUUUAGGAGACUCAGAAAGCGGUGUCUCAUCGAUGGAAUCCUUUGAAGUCCCACUUCGCAAAGAAAACGGACGGGCUUCGAACGAAAACGGAUUGCAAGAAAACGGCGUUUCAAACUAUCACCUUGAAAACGUAGAUUUGGACGAUAAUGAAAUUCUUGAAGGCGGGAUCUCUGUUUCACCGGACGAGUAUCAGCGAAUACGAAUGAGUAAAAGCGGGGAAUCAAACGAGGAAAUUAUGGCUUCUUUUGAAUCUGUCGGUUUGGAAAACGGCUUUCACGCACAGAAUGUUAAAGAAAUUUUACUUUCUGAGUCACGGAGAUCAGAAGUUAACUUGCCCAUCCUGACCGUUACAGACGAGAAUGGGACACCUGCAGAGGUAGAAUUUGCUGAGAACGCGACGGAGAAAAGUCUGGGUAAAGAAGGAUUUGGUGAUCAGGCGGGUGACUUCUUCUUUGAUGAUUUUGAUGUCUAUUAUGGAGAUCGCCCUUCGGAAGCUGUUGAUAAUAUAGACGAGGUAUCUGAGCGUUACCGCAUGGCCAAUGAAGAGAUUGAAGGAGACCUACCAAAAAGUGAUGCUGUUACAAACAAGGAGAGUAAUUCGGACUCUUCACUCACAGAUGGAGCUGUUGAUCUUUCACAAACUGGUGGAAAUUCUGGCAGUCAUGUGAAUGACAUUUCAGAAGUUGCACUCACACCGAGAGUUAGUAAAUUAAAAGAUGAUUUUGACAUUUCCGAUGACUCUGAACUUGAAAAGGGCGUUUUGCGACAUAGCACUCCUACUGAGCUUGUCGCGACAACCGCGGAUAAUGUGAACACCACUCCAGAUCUAUUGGAAAGAACUACUGAUUCUACUGAGGUGUUUGCUAAUGUUACUGAAACUUGUGUGCCCCCGUUGAUUGAGAAGAAAAUGAAAGGAGAUACCUCUCUUGAUAGAGAUCUACAUGCGGACUCCCAAAAUCGUAAUUCGACCGCAGACACAAUUCCAACGAAUCCACGCGACCCGGCUCCUCGAUCCGAUCUAGAACCAAGUUUUGUGAGUUUGGGGCCAAACGAAGAAAUGGAUCAACUCGACAAACUACUGAAUAUCAACGGGAAUACCUCCGAGGACGACGUUAGAAACACUGAAGGGGAAAAACCACAAGACAAAAUCGCCUCCAUUUUAUCACAGCGUCGUAAGGCGGAGGAAGCUGAAAGGCUCCGAUUUGCAGAGAACUCGGUUAGAGACGCUGACUAUGAGCUUUUCACCUCUCGGCCCUUAGACCUUAUUGAUAGAAGCUCCCCAUUAAAGGAUCUUGAUGAGUCCGAAAAUAUUCUGCAUGAAAAUAUGUCUUUGGAUGCAUUUCUUGUGGAGGUUGAAAAGUUAUUGGAAAAGUUGCACUCCAUUGAGGAACUGAUUACGACUGACUUGGAGGAUGAGGACAAUGUGAAAGAUGAGCUGGCUAAACAUGUGGUAAUUUCAAGUUUCAAGUUUAAUUCUUUUCAGAGUUUGGAGUAUGAUUAGUACCUUUCCGUGCUUGUGAUUGAUAUUACAACUUUCCUCAAACGAUGUGUACACAUUUGGGAAUACGCCAUUUUACAGUUGUGUACUUAGUUGCCAGGCCUUUUACUUGGAGUGAGGCUGAAAACAAGCUUGUUGUGGUAGAGACCAGCAUCUAGUUAGCAUGAUAGCAAAGUAAUUUACAUUUGAAAAGCAGCAACGUUUGUAUCAUAACAAGGUCACCUUAGCGUCACUCCUUGGCAACCAAGCACGCAACUGUAAAAUGGACUAGUGCUGUCCUUACCCUACCGCUUCCACUCCUAAAAUAUUUUGGGCUUUAAUUGCGUUUUGUAUUUUUUUUUUUUCACAUACAUGUUUAGCCGCCUGAAUUCCAAUGUUUGCCCCUUUAAAUAUUGACGGUGGAUGGCGCAGAAAUAUUCUCCGGUUACUGCACUAAAAUAUAAAACACUUGUGCUUAUAUUUAUUCCCGCCUUCACGUUUUUCUUUUUUUUUUUUUUUUUUUUUUUUUUUUUAGGCUCUGUGUGUUCUUAUGUCGAAGCAACAAGAUCGUGUUGAUCAAAUGAACAUAUUGUCUAACAGUUUCCUUCAUGGUAGUGCCAGUAUGAAUAUCAUUCUUGAAGAGCGACUUCGAGAGAUAAACGCUCUUUGGAAAGAGGUUCAAAUGCGGGCGUCAUCGAAGCAAGAAGUUCUAGAACGCUGCGUCCAAGAGCAAACGCAGAACUUAGAGAGCACUCGACAGAAAGAAGUGACCGCGUUCACUGAAAACUUCUCAUUUUUGAGGUCGCUUUAUCUAACUGUCGACUGCUGCGAUGAAGAUUGUGAUAGUAGGCGGGCUGAUGCUCUUGAAGUAGAGACGCUUGAAGAGGUUUACGAUCAGGAACUAAGUAAUCAAAUUGAACUUCAUGAAUUGUUCGAGGAAUUGGCGUCCUUGGAGGAAUGUGCUGUGUCCGAAUUGGUAGUUGAAGGUGAUUUAACGAAGUACCAGGAGCAGCUGACACGAUUACAGGUGGGUGUAAAUCAACUUUGUCUCCUCAUGAUAUUUUCUUUGCUUAGCAAUGUUUUGGCAUUGUUUGGAGAGACAUAAGGUCUCUUACUGCGAGGGUGAAGAGUUGAAUUCAUCGGCGCACCAGGUGUUUAUCCCUGUAAUUGGGUGGUCUGUAAAUGGGUGGUUAUUUAUGGAGAACUUCACGUGUGUUUAUUCCUCAACUCCUGUUCCCUCAAACAGUUUUGCGAAUACCAAUGUAGGUUUAUUUUUCUUAUUUAUCGUAAAGGAACUCAUAGUGAACCUUACGCAAUUAAAGCAUAAGUUGGAUGGCGUCUCGCGACGAUUGUCUUCAUCUACACCUAAAGACGAAAAUCUCCGGCAGCAAGUUUCGGACCUUAACAGUUUAAUGAAAGGCGUUAUCAAGCUAGUCCUGUCCAAACAACAACACCUGCGGUCAGCAGUGGAAAAGAUGGUGAAAGUUGAGACAUCGUUACUGAAUAGAAGAGAUUUCGAAGCGAAGCUUCAGGAAUGGUCACAGCUUUUGGGUGAAAUGGAAAACUUUGUGGAACACUUUGGGCCUUUUAACGAGGAUGACAAAGAUUUGGAGUUUCUUUACUUCGAGGUAACAAAGUGCAAAAUUAAAUUGGGGCAAUUGUUUUGUUGCAAUGACUACUUAAGUGUCACUGUUUCUUCUGCGUUGAAUUCCCGAUCUAAAUAGAAAAUCGUGACUUUUUUUAUAUACAGAAACCUAUCACGGGGUAAAAUGAUUGCUAGCAAGUCAAAUGUCAUGGAAAGCUCUCUCCUCAUCAAAAUAUAUUCCAGAACUUCAAGAAAUUUAAAUAGCCUGACCUAUGGAAAUAUUAUUGUUGGUUUACGGUUGGUUGUGGUCACCGUUUGUUUGCAAUGCAUCGUGGCUACAUCAUGACUUUGGAGUAUAGUAUUUCUUUAAAAGGAAGAAUUUUAUUUACACAAAAAUGAUAAAAAACCCUCGAAAAAGGAAACACAUGUAUAGAAACCCACAAAAUCCUCGUGAUGUAAUGACAAUUUUUUGGGCCAAAGAGAACUCUAAACCAAGGUUAUUGGAAUUCCACAACUCUUUUUUUUUUUUGCAUUUUGAAUGCAAACAUACCACAAUAUCUUGUACAGAAGCUUAAUGUUGUUUAAGACUAAAGUAGAGCAGACUUAAGCUGCCGUGUAGAGUCAACCGAUUUUUCUCCUUGUGUUCAUAAUUUCACAGUUCUUGCAGAGUCACGCGGUAAUCCAAGAGUUCCUUCAUGACUUUUUAAACAAAGAGUCCUCUGGAGGCGCCAGUCCUCACAAGAAGGCACGUCUCGCUGACCUGAAUAAACGCUGGAGCAGAAUACGCACCAUUCUGCAAAAUCGAGAGAGGAAAUUAAAGGCUUUAGGUAUGUUAAUCUCCGAGGUGAAGACCCCUCCAAGACAACCUCUACAGGACGCUAUCGUUCCUGAGAAGGAGGAAGUAGUUUUGGAUUCACCGCCCAGAGAAAUGAAAACGCCAGAGGCUAAUGACCCAAGGGUCACUACCCCACGGAGCAAAUCUACUUCUCCCGCCCGGGAAAUAAAGACGCCCCCAAGCGUGGAAAAGAAGUCUCCAAGGACAAAAAGGAAACAAUACGAAGAAGAAUUGCGGGAAUUUUCCGUGUGGUUGACAAGUCAAGAGAAAGCAUUUCAUGAUCUCGUUGGUGAUGAGAGUUUGCCGCCUACAAUGGAAGCUUUAAAGGGAAGACUGCAGCAGUUCCAGGUAAUCGAACGUAGAAGGAAGUUGUACUUUAAUAAUUGAUUUCUUUUCUUGGUUAGAAUAUUUAAAGCAAAAAAAACCAUGGUGGGUAUCCUAGUUUUUAGACACGAUACCUACUGGGAAAACAGAAACAAUCAUGUUGAAAUCUUUCGUUGUUUUCGCUUCGUGAAUACUUAGUUUUCUGAGACUACAAAACCAAAACGGCUGAAAACAUUCAAGUUUCACUCUCUUUGUCAAAAGAUAUCGAGGUAUCAGUAUCUCUUGUUUUUUUUGUUUUUUUGUAUCAUGGGGUCGUUGUUUCUCUACACUCUAUUUUAGAAGGAAGUUGAAUUAAUAAAAAAAGGAGAGACCCGAAAAAAGGUACUUUUGAGAAAUAAGCAUGAUAAAAUUGGUAACAUUUCUCAGUUUUCCUGGGUUAAAGUAUCCGUGUCUCCCAAUUUUAAGUAUCGAAAAGAGUUCGAAAUUUGAUCUCGACUAAAGCAUCGCAGCUUUAAAGAAAUUAAAUGCUCAGGAUUGAUCUGUUGGGGUACUCAACCCAAACUCAAUCUAAGCAACUUUACUGGGGAAUCGUGUAUUUUCUAGGGCUUUUCCCGAAGCAUUCAGAGCCAAAAGUCGAGGGUGGAUAUGAUGCGACACUAUGCGACACAAAGCGGAGAACACGUAGAUGUUGAUGUCGUCGGCCCUAGGUACGAAGAUGUUGCGAAGAUUGCUGAUAGCAUGUGCGAAGUUUGCGAGGAGAGCGCCGAGUGGCUAAAGUCGGUAUUAAUCCAGUGGCAUUCUUUUGAGGAGUCCUCGAGAAAGUUCAACUCUUGGUUGGACAACUUAUCUCGGAAAUCAUUUGCUCUCGCUAGAGAAAUGCGUGAAGAUCAUAUUGAUGCUGUGUUGAUCAAAAUGAUGAAGUAUCGUGAACUAGAUCGAAAACUUACGGAGCGACAGCCGAGUAAGGAUGGUUUGGUGUAUGAGGCGGAACAGGUUCUUACUGCAACAGGUAAGGGAGAAUGUAGAUGUAUUGUCGUUUGUACUGGAUUGGUUGGAAGAACUUUUUGGCAAUCAAGUAGAACCAUGUGAUAUCAGCAGAGUAUAUGUAACAUAGCUGUGUAAGAAAUGAUAAAAAUUAAAUGAAUUGGACGCGACUAUUUUACUACUGAUACCAAGUCGAAUUGGAAUUCUAGUGUGGGUCAAGUCAUAGAAAGGGGGUAAACAUUCUGAGCAAGAAGGAAACUAACAGCAAAUUUAACCCAAUUGUGACACCAGCUACCAGAGUCCAACACCAGUCAUAUUGCAGGAGGCGAGAGUUCUUACCUCUACGCUGUCACAGUUCUUCUUGAAUUCUCCUCUUUAUUAUCCUUGUAUCCCUUUGAUUUGAUUUGUUAUCUUCAUAGGCAAUGCAGAUGUCCAGGCUUCUCUUACUCAGUUCCGAGAGAGAUGGCGCGCCCUCCGUCAAGAAACCCGUAGCGAGCGACAACGCAUGGAACGGCUCCUGCAGCUUUGGCGGGAAUAUCAGACUGGUGUCGAUGAACUGGUGGACUGGCUUAUGUCCAUACUUAGUCUGAUGAGGAACGAUGAGAUCUGCGAUGACAGUUUGGAUAUGUUAGAGGCGCAGUUGGAACAACUAAGGGUAAGUUAUUUCUCUAUGGCAACCUCCCGAAAAUGUACAAUUUUUUUGGCUUUGUUGUUGUUAAAAAAAUAUUGAGCAGAGCGCUCUUCGAGUGAGUGUCGUAUAAACAAAACCAAAUUAUUUUAUCUGAUGUUAUGUUGACGAGUACAGCUAAAGCGAGUUGUAUUCACAAAUAGAUGAAUUACAUGUAAGUCAUUUUUUUUAUUUAUGAAUGAGUUUUGCGCCAUUUUCUGCCAAGAUCUCAAGGUAAAUCACGGACACAGCCUGUUUAUUCUGCACUUAAUUCCUUUAAGUUAGCAUGGGCACUUCUUAACCUUUUAACCCCUAGGAGUGACUAGCAUCUAAAUUCUCCUUACAAUAUCACCCCCUAAUGACACAUUCAAGGUAAUGAGAAUAAAGAAAAUGGUCACCAACUAGAGAAGCUCUGGAUUAUGAAACAAAUUCUCAUCACCACCUUAGGGAAUGUAUAGGGAACAGUAUGGAGACUAUGCAUACUGAUGUUAUUUUUUAAAAAAUAAAAAGGCACGAGGAAACGCAAACCCCUGAAAAGUGCCACCUACUUCACAGCUCUAAGAAAUUUCGUUUUAACAAGUCUCUCUGUUCAAAACUAGUGCCACAGUAUUCUUUGUCAGGAUGAGUUUAGUAAGGGACCUUGCUAGCUUAAAUGUAGCCGUCAUAAGCAGUUACACACUUGUUUUCUUUCGUUUUAUUUAGCAUUAUCAAAGUGAAGUGGAGCGUCAACGGUCCAUCAAAGACAACUUGGAUCAAAUUGCGUCGCAGUUGGAAGAAACAACUCGUGGACAUGCGGAAGAUUUGAUAGAAAGUCAGUCCCGACUGGACGAGAACUGGUCGGAAUUGUGUGCCUUACUUGAGGACCGUGAAAAUGAGCUUCAAGGAGCACAAACCGAUCUGCUAAUCUUGAAGUGCCAAGACGAUGUUGAGCAAUUGGAGGCGUGGUUUAAAAGCGCCUUGGACACAAUCGAGAAGCCAGUUUUGGUUCUCAGCAGCGCCACGUUUGAAGAUGCUAAAGAACAGUUAGGGAAAUAUAGGGUGAGUAUCAUUAGACCAUUUAGUGUUAGCGUGUAUUAGGUAUUUCAUUCGAACACAUAAAGCAAUCUUGUUGAUAAACGUUUACAAAGCAACAGAGGUAGAAGGAACUCAAGAAACAUCAGGGUUAAAAUUGUUUUUUAUUAACAGUGGCCUGAGAAGUACUUUCAUUUCCGUCGUAUUUCGUGAAUUUUGUUUUGAAAAUUGUCUGUCUAUGGUAGGUAUGUAUCAUUAUCAGUAACGUUUUGGGAUUAAAAAAUGAAAAUGGCACUGAUUAUGAUUUCUCUAUAAUUCAGACAAUCGAAAAGGAAUUCGACAGCAAACGGGAAAUUCUGGAAUUACUUAACAAGAGGGUAGACCAGUCACUAAACGAGAGGAGAAACGCGUCUGUAAGGAACGUCAUCGGAGGAUUGCGGCGGCUUAACGCGCAGAAAACACAACUCGUGACCUUUUUGUCGGAAAAGGAAAAACAGCUUAAGCAGGCGCUCAACCGUUGGGUGGACUUCCAGAAACUUUACAAGGAGCUAAAAAAUAUCAAUGAAUGGUUUGAACAAAGAGAAGAGACGCUGAGCAAGUACCAGAGGAUUGUGACUCAGAGGGAAUUCGAGAUCGCUUUGGAAGAUGUCAAGGUGGGUAGCUAUAUUCGUAUCUUGAUACUGCCAGAGUUCCCUGCACACGCGUUACCAUGCUUCAGACGAUGAGUCAUCCAGAGGAAUAGUCUUACCUUCUUGCUGAUUGAUAAAGGAAACAUAGAAAGGAUUAAGUUCACAGUCGCGUGGUUUCUUAAGGAAAAUUUUAGAUUUUUAAGCAAAAGGGACCUCGUCGGCAUUUGCUUCCGAAGAUAACUUGACAAGAUAAGAUAAUAUUUUUCUUUGGUAAAAUGAAUUACGAAUCAAGUCUUCCUGGGCCAGGUGCACACAAUAGUCAUUUCAAAGCAAUUUAAACUUGCUUGUUGAAAGCGGUUCGGUAUGUUAUUGAUUUUGCUUGACUUUGCUCAGUGAUUGGUCCAGCAUACGCACUUCAUACUUUCAGCCAAUCAUAUUCAAUACUGAAAACAAUCGCCACCGAAAUGAAUUUUUUGCAAGCUCUGAGCGGCAACCGGAAUUAAUUAAGUUUUUAUUUUUCUCGUUACCAAGGCAAUGAAAGGAUUCUUAGUAACGCAACAAGAGGCCGUGAAGAACGUUGUGAGAGCGGCUGAACGUCUGCGUGGAGAUACCGCUUUCGACCAAGAGGAAGUACAAGAGACUAUUGAAACAGUUCAGGAGAGAUGGUCCGAACUGACUACUAAAGUUGACGAAUAUGAGGUGUGGCUGGAAAGUUCUGUACAGGCAUGUAAACAGUACGAAGCUUCUAUUGAGUACAUCAAGAACGUACUGGGCGAUACCGAAGGGAUAUUGGAAAGAACAAACGAUGGAAGUUUUCAAGAACUGAAGGCACAAAUCGAACAGCUACAAGUAAGAAAAUUUGUAACGUGUUUACGGCUUCUUAACUAUUCUUUGUUAGCUAUGUACGAUUAACAACUGAAUUCGUACAACUGUGACACAACCUUGAUACUUAACAAAUAUGUAAUGAAACUAAACGGUUAACACAGCCAGACCAAGGGAACUGAAAUAUCCCAGAGAAGCAUGCAAGCACUUGCAGCUACAGUAUACUCGAAAGAAAAGAUGAGUUUUUUGUUCUUGUGUCGUUUUUACGUGUGUGGGCAUUGUUAUCAUGAAGAUCAAAGGAUGUGAUUAUUUGUCAAAUCGUAGCUUUGCCACGGUCUUUCAGGAAAUUUACCACAAAAACAUAUGUGACGACAAUUAAAUACCUUUUCAGCGUCUUAAAAAAUAACUCUAUUAAUUUGGGUUCGGUAUCAACACUGCUAGCGAACAAUUCGUUUCUUUCAGCAAGCGUACCAAAAGCAUUGUCAAAUGUUGAUUCGAGAGAGUUCUUUGCUCCAAAUAAAAGACGGAAAUAUGCGUUAACGCUUGCGAAUUUUACAGGAGCAAAAUAUUUGUCGUAAGAUCAGGUUGAAGUCAUAUGCAGGGGCUCUCCAGUUUCAGACUGGCGAUUUCCUCCAAUUGACGCAACCUCUUGAGCAGAUUCGUUGUGAAGAUGAAGAUUUUUUUAAUGACUUUUUGACUUUUCCUUAAAGGCAUUGCGAGUUGACAUUGGGGAAAUCAGUGGACGAGUGAGCGAAGUAACCGAAUUAGCGACAGACUGGGCACAAAACAGUGAGCCUUCGGCGUCGCAACGCCUGACGAAUGAAAUCACGUCUCUGACAGAUCGUCAUGGCUCAGUCUCUUCUCGUCUUAUCAAGAAAGAAAAGGAACUGGAAGAUAUUUUGUUGAAGUGGCAGAGGUUUGAGACAUCGUGCGCGGACAUCCUUGCAUGGAUCGAGAGUCAAACAGCUGUGCUGAAUGAGUCUGUUACAGUAGACGUGUCACUCACCGAACAGUUAGAACAGCUGGCUAUUUGUCAAGUAGGGAAAAUUCAACUUAUUUUUGGAAUAACCUUUUAAGCUCUCGAGAUUGAUAAUGCAAAUAAAUGCAAACAAUUAAGCCUAGUGAAUGAUACUUUAAAACAAAGAAAACCCCCGCUAAGGUAAACUCCCCUCUCUGUGAAACAGAAAAAAGGAGUCAAGAAAAUUGACUUUCACAAAUGCAAUGCUCCAUGAGAAAAUAAUUUCCUUAAGUCUUCAGUGCAUUCGAUUUUUUUUUCCUUUCUCAAAUGUUCUGGGGAGGCUUCCUUCACCUUCGAUGGCCUGUUCUUCAUACCUUUACGUUGGCGCACGAAGUUAGCCUUGGCCAAUCAACGCCAACAAACAAACAAACAAUCUGUCUUUCAUAGAAAGAGUUAAUUUUACAUAGAACUAAUGUUUCCUAUGCCCUUGAUUGAUUUUAGCAAGUGCAGCAGGAUUUGGAACUUCACCGUGAUUGGCUGACAUCGAUUAACACAAUGGCAGACUCACUGAAAGAAAGGAUCCAUUCUGGAGCCAAUCACAUCACCCCGCUUAGGAACGAAGUCAAUCAGUCAUUUUCCUCGUUUGAAGAACAGCUUCGAACCAAACACGAGCAGUGCGUAUUAUUAUUACUAUUAUUAUUAUUAUUAUUAUUAUUAUUAUCAUUUUUACUAUUUUUAUGUUAUGACUAUUAUUUCUAAAUGCCACUUCUACUUUUCUAUCUUAAGAAAAAAGCUUGAUUAUUACUAGUGCAAUGAUAACAAAAUAAAUCAGCAAAUGCGUUUACAAGAUCGAAAAACACGGCGAUAAACCGUUUAAGUAAGGACGACAACCAGAUGAACCUAAGCCACAUACGGUCACAUCUUCUCUGUUCUUAUAUAUCCAGUUGCUCCUCCCCCUCCCCCUCCAUGUACGCUCACUAAAACAAGGUCUGAGGAAUGUUCCUUUUUUAUCCAUACUUUAUCUACGUCAGAUUUUAUUCAGUAAAUAUUCAUCACUCUUCUUUCGAUCCCAUUCACAGGAUUGCGUUAGCCACGCGCAGCUUCACGCAACUACAAGAGUCGGUUAACAGCGUUAUCACUUGGCUUGAUGACGCUGAAACAAGAGCCGUAAACGAGAGAGAUUUGGAAAAUUCUGAGAAACUGGAGCUACAAGAGGUGAGAUUGCCUUACUCCUGCUCAAAAACUCUCUGAUCUCACAAAUUUCUUUUAAUUCCACUUCUUGAAUAAUUUAAGAAACCAGGAAAAAGCAAUAAAAUAAGGAAAAGGGAAGAAGUUGAACUUCUAUGAUACCCGUGUGUGUGGGUUGUUGACAGCUACCAAAAUAAUAUUUCAAUGUUUCAAAUGUAGAAUUCGCCUUAUUUCAAGGUCUUAGAAUAAGUAAAAUAAUACUGAUCCUUUACUAAUGAAAGGGGCCUAUGUCAUUAUAGUCUUUUGAGCUACAAAAAAGAAAAUACAGAGAUGUACUUACAAAUCUGAACUUUUUUAAUUUUCUUGGUUUGAUUAGGAACUUUUGAAAGAUCUCGACGAAUCGAAUCAUAGACUGGAGUCCUUGAACAACGGCAUCGAUGAUAUGAUAAAUGGAACUCACCAGAAAGAAUUUCAAGAGAUGAAAGAUCAGGUAGCACAGCUUGAAGAACGCUGGGAUCAAUUCAGAAGGAAACUCUCGUCUUCUAUUGAAGAUAACAAACGGGCGAUCAGGAGACAAGUGGAAUUUGAUCAAGAACACCAGAAAAUUUGUGCAGUCCUACAAAAUGUCCUGCAAGGAACGGAGAAUUCGAGCCUUGAUCAGACAGAUGUGGCUGUGAAUCAUGAUCGUGUAGAGGUGGGUAUUUUAUCUGUCCAUAUUCUGCUACUGCUGCUGUCGUCGUUGUUAUUGUUAUUGCUAUUUAUAAUUAAUAUUUCCGUUGAUUCAGACGUUUAUGUUCGCUUGUCCCAGUAUUGGAAGCAAGUUCAGGAUAUUCUCCGAGUUUUCAAGUUUUAAUCCCUUUUCCGUUUUGGUUUAUUGUUUUUUUAUUCUUGUUUUAUUGUUUAGUUUUAUUGUGGUUUUUGCCGUCGUUGUUGUUAUCAUUAUGAUUUGCUGGUUAGCAAAGAUCGUAGGCUUCAUGCAGUUGCUUGUAUUUGAAUUUCUUCAGUCGAACGUCACUUUUUAUUUACUUACUUUGUUUUGUCUUUUUGUGAAGGAUUUCCAAUCCAACUUCGAAAGAUACCGUGUGGAUUUCGACUCUCUGCUUCGUCAGUCAGAAGAUCUUGAUCAAGAUGCGCACACAGGGAGUAAUUACAAGACACGCCUAGAUGAUAACAUGUCGCGCGUUCGUCAAUUAUGGAGCUCUGUGCUGAAGAGAGCAGAUGAACACAAAGAGCAAGUUGGUCGGCAGAAUGAAAGGUUGAAAGAAUUUCAAGGUCUGAGUUCAGCGUUGAUAAAGUGGAUGGAUGGAAUUGAAACGCACAGCGGAUUCACAGUUCCAUCGUCUGCGAGCAUUCAACAGAUGAAGGUCCACUUUGAACAUGUUAAGGUAAUAAUGUUGAAAAACAAAUCUUCAAGUUCAUUAUUGGGAAUUCAUACCAAACUUUGCCACACUUAUCCCUUUUUUUUACAUAUUUUUUAAUACCCCUCAGGCUUUUGCUCCCAGCACAAACAAAUAAAUCGUAAUGAAAUAAAAUAAGACUGAUAUUUUAACUUUUAGCUGAUAACAGGUAACAAAAUUAUCCCCUAAGGUCAACUACAAUUAAGGAAAUUUCUGAUUUUUUUUUAAUUGCAUUUCACUUCCGAGGAUCAUUUCGUUACCUCUCUAGCGCUAUUCUGUUCUAGCAACCCUUAAUGUUUACCCUAUACUGAAUGGAAAUAACCACGAAGCCAAAUAACUACUGGAUAUGUCAUGAAGUAGUUAUCAGCGGCAUAACUUACAUAGUCAGAGAAAAGUAGUGAACUCUAUCUGGAUACCAUCCCUCUACUCUUGUUUGCUGGCUCAGCGCGUCAUCGUUCUUAACACUUAAAGUGAGAGUAAGAAAAUGGGUGUUAUAGUUUUGCCAGGAAUAGUUGAUUUUUCCUACUAGAUGUGCCAAAAAGAGAUCCAUGCUCACAGACCGGAGUACAACAACUUCUGCUCUACUGGUCAGCGAAUAAUCGAAGGAGCACCAGGAAAUUUAGGUAACAAAGCCACCAGUGAACUCGACAAGGUAACGAGGCAAUGGGUAAUGAUAACAAAUCGUGUGACAGGCAACCAGCAGCAAUUGGAGCUUUCACUAAAAGAUUGGCAGGAGUACACGUCACUCAGUGAGAACCUGAUGGUGUGGUUGAGGGAGAAGGAAAAAAUACUUAGAGCUCAGUCCAAGGCCCUAACGGUUCGUGACGUUGAGAGGGAGCUAGGCACCAUGAAGGUACUUUACUUCUUAGUGUUAUAUUUUUCGAUUGAACGUUGAUGCGUAUUUCGACAUGCGUUUUCAGUUUGCUCUGGUGAAAAGAAAACAAGCUUAAUCUUGACAGCACCUAUCAGUGAAAGCGAAUUUCGAACUAGUACUUCUAAUUGUAUAAAACAAAGAACAGAUAUGAAUUUCAGUGACCAGUCAAACUGAGGGAAAUAGUAGAUGCUAUCAGCAGUGUAUUACUUGGAGGAAGUUCCACUCAUACUCCACCAAUGAUCGAGCGUUUUCUUGGACCAACCUUAUCUCUCAUAUCAGUCGUGUGGAAAAUUUCCAUCUAUUUAUUAUUUAUUUAUUUAUUGGCAACAUCAUACAUUAAUUACAAAAUAUAAAUUAUCUAUCAAAAAAUUACUUACAGCGCAUAACUUACUAAGAAACUUCCUCGCAGACUCCGAGUGCCAGUUCAAACGAUAGGUGAAAUUAUCUCGCUCUGUCCCUUUUUUGAAAUGCAGGUUGUCAGGGAAACCAACACUCUGUUGGUGAGAAAGGUCAUAGGAAAGGCUGCAUCAAUAAUGUAUCACAAAUACCGAGCGCGGACGGUGGAUUCUUGAUGGACAUGAACGUAUUUCUUUAUUAGCUUAGUUAGUCCUAUGAUCUGUUUGAUGAAUACCCCUUCUAGUUGCGAAAAUUUUUCUUUGCAAGAGAAUUUGAUGUUUCUUCGGGAUAGCUUUAGCUGAUGAAUCUGCAUAAUAUCCUGUAUGAUUAAAUGAUGUUGUGAAGAGCAGUUAUAAAUAAAUAUUUAUUUGGGAGUUAAAGGAUAAGUUAAGGAUAAGUUUGCGGUUAAAAAUUCUAUUUACCAUCCAUAGGCUAUCGCUGGAGAGAUCGAUGAACGGAAACCUCAGCUGGAUAAAAUCGCCUGGCGGGCGGAGGAGCUUUCGAAAUCAACGGACCAAUACGACUCAGAACGGAUCAAGAAACAAGUUUCCUCCAUGACCACCCUAUGGGGAAGCGUUUGUCACCUGUUGUCAAGUUCCAUGCAGUCCUUGGCUGAGAUCAUAAGACAUUUCCAACUGUUUAGUCAACUACAUGGAUCCCUCUCUGAUUGGUUGGUUAAUGUUGAGUCGUCGGUAACACGUGAUCUUGAAGAGUCGUUUCUCAGUAUCCCGGAUGAUCAAGGAGAUACUGUCUUUCAGGUUUGAUGUUUUAGAUGUUUGGCUUGUUUGUCUGUUUGUCUGCACCGUUGAUAAUGUCGCAGAUUCCAGUCGGAAACAUAUUUACUUGCAUGCAUGUAGUGGUUGUGUAGUUAUUUUUCUUCAAAAUGUUAUUCGGUAUACUUUUUCAUUGCGCAGGGAUAUUAUUUCCAAAAGCUUUAAUUAACACUUUUGGAGCUGUAUCCACCUUUUUGUCACCACAGAAAUCACCUGAGGAAAGCUCUUCAAGAGAAACAUGGUGAAACUGUGGCAUAUUUCCUUCGCAUGGAAGUUAACCGUCGUAUUUAUUUUCACGCAGGUUUAUGUAGCUGACAUAGAAGGUCACGAGAACACUAGGUCGACUCUGAACGAAAGUGCGUACUACGUCAUUAGCAAGGCGGGUGGUACGCCUUACGCAGGUGCAGUUGCUGAGAAACAGAAAAACCUGAAUGACCGUUGGCGCGCUUUGUGUCAGCAGUUGGGAAUUACAUACAAGAAGGCAGAGGAAACUAGAUACGGAUUGAAACUAUUGGAGAUUCAACUGAAGCAACUAAAUACAUGGAUGGCCGAGGUGGAGACGAAAUUGAGGGAGUUUUCUGUCGUGGGCUCGUGUAUUCUUCCUGAGCUUCAAAGGAAAGUGAAGGAAAUGAAGGUAAUUAUCAAAAUGUCGGAACACACCUUUUCUCUGUUCUUGCUGAUCGUCACUUCAUUGUGUCUUUCAUUUAAUACUCACUCCUUUGUAUUCCGAAAACAAGCUGAAAUGAAGUCGUAUUUGAACUAGUACAAUUUUGGCAGGCGGUACGGUUUAAAAACUUGUGAGAAGUUUUUCCUUCCCAUACUUUUCAAGAAGUUUUCGCUUGGCAACCUUUCUAUCGCAGUGCAGUUGUAAAUUUGAUUGUUUUGGCAUGUUUUCGUUUGGCAAUAUGAAAGAGGGAACUACCGCAGGGAAAUUUCUAUUCGACAAUUGUUACCUUGUGCGGAACAUGCCAAGUUUUGAACACCAAUACUUGUCACGGAAAAACGUUUUUUAGGGGACAAAAUUUGCCCAAAACUUGGCAAGUCAGGUUGAAACGUAGUGACUUGACCAACACACUUAUCAUAGAACUUUUGAGGGGCUUGAAUGAAAUUCCACUUUAUUGUGUAGUACGUGUAAAGGUAAACUUGUGCUUUUAAGGGAAACAUGUCAGCUUAAAAUCUGACCAACAUAUCUAAGUUCACUUAAGGAUGUGCUAAUGAACUGUUUAUGUGAAUCUAGGAUACUGAAUCAGAUGUAGAGCGACGCGCCGUUGACGUACAAACGGUUCUUCGAUUGUGCGAGGUAUUCUCUAAGUGAAGAAGCAUUUAUUAUUCAGUAAUAACUUUUAUCAUAUAAACUACGGUGUUACUCAUGGAGUUUACUACGCUCUUUUUUUAAGUACACCUGUGUACUUUCUUGUUUUGAUGUUAAUUUUUCUCUGGCCUUGAAUAUUUAAUUUCGGUCGCCACUAUUACAUUUGUAAAUUUUUGCUAAUCCACUCGAUUAAUCAGGAAGCCUAUUCGGCGGCGUGACUCAUUCGCAAGUGUUCAGAUAUUUCUAUAAGAUGACAAGGAUCAGCAUUUCACCUUUACACCCUUAAAUAAUAUUUCAUAUUCUCCACUCUGUUUUCUCUACAUUUCCUAUGGUAAUGACAAAGAGAAUGUGUUUGACAAUCAGGAGCUUCUUAAGUUGGGGAUCAUUUCCUUUAUUCUCAUGCCCUGUAAAUUUUAUUAGAGGGUGAUGCUGUGAGGAAAAAUAAGAAGUCAGUCACAGUUAGGGAUUAAAGAAUUAACAACAAUGUCGGUGAUUUAUAACAAAAUGUAUGUCUGAUUCAUUUCUAGAAACUUCGCCGGGAUCGCAUGGCGUGCCCUUCAGAAGAGGAUCGUCAAAGUCUGCAAAGGACUAAGGAGAGUUUUGAAAACCGCUGGAUAAAUGUUCGUCGCACUGUCUCAGCGAAGAGAAGGCAAGCGGAAGAAAGAAUGGUGCUAUGCAGAGAGUUUUGGAACGAGUACGAGAAGUUUGUGGAGUGGAUUGACGAGACGGAAACCGCUGUCAAGAAAUCCGAGGCAGCAAUGUCAUCAGACUUGGAAAUCUCAAAGAGUAAAUUGAAAAGAUUUGAGGUGAGGCUGACCUAAUAGUUGGAAUCCUGAUUAUUCUUCACGAUUAUAAUCAGCCAUUUUUUUUUAGCUCGGUUUUUUUUGGGGGGGAAGAUUUUGACCCGACUUAGAGUGUCCAUUGUUUUGAAACUUAUCAUUUCUACGACAAAUUAGGAUACGCAAAUAAUUCUGUCUCUGAUUUUCCUCUAGGUGUUUCUGGAAGACAUAAACUCUCAUCGUUCGCAGCUGGAACGUAUCAUCAAGCGGAGUAAAUAUCUGCAGCUGGAAGCCAAUACUACUUCUGCUUCCGAUAUCAGACUUGGAGUGGAGUCAAUACAGAGCCGGUGGGGAGCGAUUCGUAGUCGCGUAGAAAAUCUUGUCCACCGCCACAGCAAGUUGUCAGAUAAAGCGGAGAAAUUCGAGGUUCUUCGUCAAGAGGUGUACAGCUUUUUAACAGAAGCGGAACUCAAGCUGAUUACCCUCGAUCCUUAUACUUCAGAGGUGGAACCAAGAGUUCAGCUGGAGAAACUUAAGGUACUAAGGCUCUGUUAACCCUUUAGCUCCCAGAAGUGAUUGACAAGUAACUUCUCCUUACAAUAUCCAUAGAGCUGACGCUUGGUUCCGAAUGUCAUACAGAGCUGUGUAUUAGCUCGUCCUGACUUUGACGUCAUUUGCUGAAUAAUAGAUCUUGCAUAGCUUCAAAAAUCCGAACGCGGGCUUUCUGACAAUGAGAAGAAUGUACUAGACAUCAUGAUCCAUGUUUUUAUCUCAAGUUGACAUUUAUUCCCUCUCAGGGCUUACAAAGACUCAUCAAUAUGAACUAUGCGAAGCUUAAAACUUUGCUUCAAGAAGGAAAAGCCAUGCGAGAGUAUUGUUCACCGUCGGAAUUCCAACCAGUACAACAGACGAUGGACGAACUUAACUCCAGAUGGCAACAGGUACCGUUUAAAUCUUGAUCAGGGCUGUCACUAAUUUUGAACAUGGAAGGUGCAUAAGAAGAAGAAGGCGGUCGACGGUGCUGAGUAACGUUAGCGCAUUGUCACAAAUACGCUUAUAAAUCCGCAGCAACAGAUAUGUUGAUAAGUAUGGGGGUAAUUUUUAAAAUGUCGAAAUCCUUGAUAUCCCUCAUCCAUUAAGACAUCUAUUAAGCAUACUUAAACAUACUACUGCUGAGGACUGUCCAGCUCUCGUAUCGAUGUUGUUGUAGCCCAACCUAUCCUAAAGUAUUGUCUUACUGGAUUGUCAUUUCUGUAACAAAUAUAGUUUUUAAUCCUCUCUAUUUGUGUUUGUUCAGGCCCUCCACUGCUGCAUGACGUGGAUCUUGGAUCUAGCAAUUCCCAGUCCUCGCUCCAGUGCCGCGGCAGCAGCUGAAACGAAUUAAUUCGUCCCGGAAUAACAUGUUCAAUGUUUGUGAGUUUUGACUUUAAUUGUCCUUUAUGAAAUCUUGGAAAAGAUGGCAGACAAUGAUUUCCCCGCUAAACUCCACCUCGUUUGUGCCUUUUUAUUUUUCUUGAGCGUGACAUUGAGCUCUUACUGUACCCCGCACAGUACCCCUCUACUCUUGCUUAGGAUAAUCAAUGGGUACUGGUGAACUUUCGGGAAACUUGACGAAACUGCUGGAGGGCGGGAAAGAGGGGAGGGGGGAUUAAACCGAACGCCAUCCAGGAAGGUUCUUCGCAAUGCGAUUUUGCGGAAACCGGAAUACUCUCUUUCCAUUUUUAGCCACUAAGCUUGUGCGAGUUAUUAUGUUUUUGGAAUAAUUUGUCGUGUGAGACCAUAAUCAUGUUACCCGUCUUGAGAUAUUUCUUGUUAUAAAAUUAAUGAGAUUAAACGUGUGCCCUUCUAGGUUGAUAGCUUUGUUUUGAUUGGAGAAUAGUCGCUCUGUUGCGAGGCGUAAAUCCACGCCCAUUUAUAAAAGGCCUGGGGGUUGGGAAAACCCGUAACAGAUAUGCGAACCCUCGAGUGUGGGUCGCGUGGGGGUUUGGAAAACCCGUGACAGAUAUGCGAACCCUCGAGUGCGGGUCGUGUUUGCAUAACUAUCGUUAAUUCUUGCUACAACUCAGCUGAUUAAUUGAAGCUAUCUGAAGGCAGAAAAAAUCAUGUGGCUGAAAUCUUUUUCACAAGCUGCAUCCACGAUGAUUUGCUGCCGGCCAAAGGAAGCUGAGCUGUACUGAAUUUUUUUUUCUCUUUUGUUUUAGGUUAUACUUGCAAUUAAAGGAAAAAGGUCAUGAUUAUCUCCGUUUGGAAAGUACUUUUUAUGAGUAUAUUUUUUUCGACAAAUGAUCUUGUACAUAGAGAUCAAUACUUGGUUUAUAAUUGUGUAUAUAAACUCCCCCCCCCUACUCACGCAAUACGUUGACAACACUUUGUUAUUUCUACGACUGGCCAUUUCUAUACAGCAAUGUGCUUGCCAGGUUAUCUUAGAGUUUUUAAAGGAUAUUCAUAUUAUUAUUUUCAGUGUAUUCGGCUCGGCUUUAAUCAGAGAUAAUAGAUUUUCUUCCUUCACUGAACGAGUGUAGGUGAAGUAUUUUUACAGGACUCUGUACUUAAUAUGACAUAGUGUCCUCAGAUACGUGUAUAUUAGUUAAUAGUUUAAGAAAUGCAAAGUUAUUUUUAUAAACUUGUCUAAAAUAUUGUUGACUCAGAAGAGUAACCUUUAUAUCAAACGAUGUUUGUUCAUUAAAGACACAAGAGACUAGUAUUUGUUUGCAAUGUGCCUUUUGCUGCGUCAAUUAUUCAGCUUAAAUUAUUGGGAACUGCUAAAGCCCUCUUCCACAUUCCAGAGACUUUUAGAAAACAAUAACGACUUUGCGUCAAUACUUCCAUUGUAAAAUGAUUGAAUCUUCAAACUAUCAUAUCUUGAGCAUAAAAUCUCGCGGGUCGUUAAGUGUGCGCGAAGAUUUUUACCAAGGUUAGACUAAUCCAGGGUCAGGCUGAUCGAAUCCAUAGGUAACGAAAUGCAACGGGUUAAAUGAACUUACGUCUGAGACCACUUGUAAACCAAAUAAUAAAUUUUGACGGUUGAUUUGCAUAUUGUAGAUAAAACUAUAAUUUUGGAUCAAAACCCUAAGAACUGAAUGCUGCAGAAAUACAUAACAGAUUUUCACUUUAGAGUGAAUAGUUCUUCAUCGCCUGAAGAAGAUUAGCAGUCGAAAGUGACCACAUAGUGAGAAACGGUUACAUUUCUCUUAUGAAAGUGUUAUUUACCGCGAUGACUUACCAAAACGUAUUUUACUUUAUAAGCGAAUAGUUGUCUGGGAUCAUCCAGGCUUGUUUUAUCGAUUAGUAUUGGACAUUCCUGCAUACAUUAUUUCCAUUGUCGACUAAUAAUGGAAAUUCCUGCACAUAUUAAUGAAAUUACAUUGACGUCUGAUGUCAUCAUCAAACUGAUUGUCUGAAACAUCGCAUAAGUAUACAUUGAUGAAUAGAUCACUUUAUUCUACCUGAAGUACUCAUCAAGCAGGCAGGUUAAAUGAGAUACAAUGUGUUUGGUGUAUGUCGGGGGAAAAUGAGAUAUAGGUAUGUUAUUUUUAUUAUAUUCAAUUGUUUUGAGAUGUUUAGGCUUGGAUAUACAUGAGCACCAGUGUAAGAGAAUGGAGUAGGGUGGAGUGAACGGGCCGCCCAACCAUCCUAAUUUAGCUGUUAACCAAUCAGAAAGCGGUAAUCAGACCUAACCCAGUCUGACGGUUUCUGCUCUCUGAAACUGCAUAGUGACAGACUUGCGAGUUAUCGAAAAUGGCGGACAUAUCUUUUGAGCGACACCGUCAAAACUUGUUUUGAGGAGAUUACAGUUUAAACUAACGGAAAAAAGAUUUUGUAAAUAUAUUAUUAAACAACAAAAUAAAGAGUGG
This is a messenger RNA of Pocillopora meandrina, 78072 nucleotides long. The record is from the annotation of a GenBank genome assembly. NCBI's taxonomy places the organism in Eukaryota, Metazoa, Cnidaria, Anthozoa, Scleractinia, Pocilloporidae.